Messenger RNA from Xyrichtys novacula (pearly razorfish), 81247 nucleotides. The record is from the annotation of a GenBank genome assembly. Lineage: Eukaryota; Metazoa; Chordata; Actinopteri; Labriformes; Labridae.
UUCAGUAAUCUAUACUCCAGCUAUCAUGUAGCAUCAAUCAUUCAGUCUAGUUAUACAACAUCAUUUCACAACAAGUGUAAUCCCAAGAUGUGACAAACAGGACCGGACUCUGUUCUCAAAGACCAAGUCUAAAGAUGGGAUCAGACUGAGCCCCACCAUCCUGUAAGACCCACUCCCACGCCAUCUUCAUAUAAGUAAAGCACUUGACAGCAUUUGUCAAGUUAAAGUGGGGAGGAAGAACUUCCUUUAACAGGCAGAAACCUUGUAAAGAACCAGACUCAUGUUAGACAGUCAUCUGCUGAGACUGAGCUGGGUCUAAAGAGGGACGAGAGAGUGAGAUGGACAGAGGAGAGACUAAUAGAGGGAGAUGACAAAAGUGAGACAAAUGAGCAUGUCUUUUUUAGUUGUAAAUGCAUGGGUGCUUUUGAGGAAGACUUUAAUCUCUGGCAGUAAUCCAAAUUUGCCAAUUUACCUGUUAUUCUGAAAGAGAACCUGAUGUUUAGUUUCUGCCUUAAAGAUAGUGUAUUUGAACAUGUGCUAAUUAUUAUUCGUAGGCUCGUCAUAUAUAAAAUCGGAUUUGGGGACUUAAAGCAAACAUAAACGUUUCCUUCAAGGAGCAAAAAAACUUUAUCAUCACUCAAGUAUUAAGAGAAAUGUAAACUGCUAAAGUUGUCGAAGCUGAAGAGAAGAGAGACAAGACAGGAGUUGAAGACUGCAGCCUGUUAAAAAAACACUGGUCUCGAUCUCCUUUUUCCUCCGUUUUCUGCAUUGUUUCUUCUUUUUCUGUUUUCGUUUUUUAUUCUUCUCUUACUUCCCUGUUCACGCCCCCCUUUUCGCGCAUUACACGAACCAUUAACCAUGAGGAAAGAGGCAUAUUAAGAUCGCUCGUGGUGCUGUGUUCAGUGUGUUAGUGUUCUGUGUCGUUUUAAAUAAAAAGGAAGUAGUGCAUAGUUUUACUUCCGCAUUCAUCGUGAAGGCGGAGGAUCUGCUCAGUGAACUCGUCCAUAGACGUCGGUAAGGAGGCGGCUUACAAUUGGACGGCAAGUGAGAAGGAAGUGGAACCCUGACUGCUGACGGCUCCGUGGUCAUAACACUUUAAUAAUGGAGAUGCACUGAUCAGUCAUUGAUACUACGGCAGCCUUCUACACUCCACGGCCGUGUCUUCCUCAGUUAAGUGGUAAGGUAGUGUCCGCCGCAGAAGCGACUGACAUUAUGAACAUGUCUUUUAGCUGACCCGGCUUCGUUCAACAUAAAGUUUGGUUGGCCCACCCUGAUCGUACGAUCUGCAUCCAUCACUUCUCACACGCGGAACAGGCAAUUUUGUGGUGAAUUUACCGUUUACAUUUAACUAUAGAUCCUCCUUUAUGAAUGGUAUUUUUAAAGCAGGCAAGCAGACAUGUACACAACGCUGUCGGCUCCACACUUUGCAACAUAACAGUUAAAUAGUACACAAAGGUUACAGUAAGGUGUUUAUUCAACCAUCCAAGGGUUCAUUCUUUCUUUGGCACUCUUAAUCCUUAUGUAACACAAGUUAUUUUGCCAUCAUAAUCAGUUCCACACUUGUGUUUUGCACAAAAAUUGCCAUUCCAGUUUAUUUGAAAUUGAUGCAUAUUUACACUGUUGCAUGGAUAGACUGUACUAGGUUCUCUAAUGAAGGCUUAAUGUUAUACUGUUUUAACAGUCCAAUAAUUUGCACAAUGAUUCGUGAUUGCCAGAUUGUGAAUUAAAGAUUGAUAAUCCAUCCUCACUGUAGAUCAGAUGAGACUUUUUCUUUCUUUCUUUCUUUCUUUCUUUCUUUCUUUUCAAUGAAAGGGAGAUUGGAUAAGUGACUUAGUUGGCUAAUUGAAGAAGUCUUUGGAAAAUUGAUGAUGUUUAUGAUGAGUUUACCCUGUCAGUUGACCUGCAGCUUGCCUGUCAGAGAUGGAUGGUGAUGAAAAAGUGGUAGUAGAAGCUGCAUCAUUCUGCUGCUCCACCUGUGAGGGAGGGGAGGUUACUGGUUACAGUCUGGUUCGACAGAACAAAAAAAGCCACAGCCUGAGCACCUCCUCGACAAGCAACUCUCCUGAAUACAGGUAAGUUUUGAACAGGUGCUCACAGGGACACAACCUGUUAAGGCACUAGUGGUAAUAGUCUAUACCCAUGGCUUUUACUUUUGAGAUGUAUUUCCCUUCAGUUAACUCAUCCUCAAGCAAAUGUGCAGUCAUUUAAUGUAUCUAAUUUGAUAAUGUGGUUGAUCAUGUUAAUUUAGCUUUUCACAGUUUCAUUAAAAGUUUUUUGUUAAAAAAUUGAAAGGAUUGACCCUUAUGCUCCAGAAUGUUGUUUUAUGGUAUUUUGAUGUUCUGAUACUAUAUCAUAGCUGGUACAGCAUGCAAAUGUGAGAGUUUUGAACUGUUUCUGCACUGCCAUAUGGACAGAAAACUAUUACAAAAACACCUUGGGUGAGGACAGGAUUAUUUUUAAAAAUGGAGAGAGAAAAAUCAGUUUUUAAAAACAGUACUUUAUAUAUGGACAUAUAUGCAGGACUAGGUGUUCCUAGACACACCUCACUUAUUUUUGAUAUAGCUUGGUGACAUAAGUUGUGAUGUACCAACCAGGACAUUUGUUAAAUAAGAGGACACCUGUAAAAUCCCCUUUACCACAUUAGGAUAUUUGAAAUCUUGGUUGACAGUGAAUGCUGUGUUGCAAUGUGCAAGCAACAGUGAUGAUUUUUCAUAGAAGGAGAUGUAAAAAGGCGUACAUGUCUAGAUACCUUAAAGUAAUUAUCAGAGUUCAAACUUAGAAACAAGGAAAAAUAUACUUAGAAAUUGUGAAUUUUCGACUUUGUAAUCAUAAGGUUGUGACCAGUUAAAAACAAGUGUGCUUUAAGUGGAUUUUGUGUGAUCUGAAAGUGAACAGUAACCUUAACCAUAAAUUGAACACAAAAAGUAUUGUGUCUUGUGAGCCUCCCGGAAUUUAUUUAUUUAUUUUUCCAAUUUUUAUUAUUAAUCUAUUAAUAUACUGUAGGUGCAAGGAUAUCCCAGAAAUGUUUGUCGAGUUCAGUAGGUGACGCAUGGUGCUUUGUAGUUUGGAAUAAGCUAUAAUGCGUUAUGGAACUAUGUCAUGUUGAAUAGAUAAUCAAGACCAUCUGCUUGGUCUUAUGUGAGUUGUGGUGAAUCAAUGUUUUUAGGUAAGUGUCAGGAUCUUCAAAACUCGGUCAUUGUAUUGAUGAAUAGAGAGUUGAGGAAUAUUUUGUUAAUUUCUUAUGGCGUGUGCACAAACUUCAUUGCUGAGUUUGUAGGUGAUGAAAUUAUUUAUUUUUCCUAGUAGCAUUCAAUUUGGUUGGCAAGAUAAUUCCCAGAUUUAUUACUAGAUUUGAUGUUUUCAUGUCUCAGUUUGUGUAUGAGAAACUGAGUUUUCUUUAUGUGUUUAAUUAGUAUUCAGAAUAUGUAUUUCUGUAAAUCUUUCUGUGCUCAGACUGUUUGUGAACAAGCAACGUGAUUUUAAAGUUUUAUUUUUUGCCGGUUUACUGGAGUAAAGUAAACUAUGUUCCUUUAUGCUGUGAUGUUACCUUCAGACAGAGUUAGCAGCUUUAAGUCUUGUUGGGGUCCACAUGGAUCAGGAAAAGGCAAUUGGGUUUUAUUUUGUGUUAAUGAUAAAUCCAUAAUCAGAAAGUAUUUCUCAUCUUCAUUAACUGACAAACAGGGGGGAGUUGGCAUAUGGUGUUUUAUUUUGGAUUUACCGGAUGACAUGAGCCUCUCCUGUGUGUGACAUCGGGUGUAAAACAAUCUUCUCUGUGCAGAUUGAUGUGUGCUGGGUGUGAUGAAGAUAGAUGUAUCUUUAGCAGAGCUGUGCAACAGAGCUGAAAUGCUCUGCAAUGCUUCCUGUGUGUGAUGUUGCAUUGAUUAGAAUGGGAACGGAUUUGCUGCGUAGUAAGAAACACUGACGGAACGUGUCCAACAUACAUCUUGUGGGUUUUAGGCUUUUAAGGGAUCUGUUUUUGGCUCAGUCUUACUUUUGGUUCAAUUUUUCUGAAAAUAUAAUUAGUCUUUUAAUUGCUUUGCAGAUAAACAAAGUAAAGGCAUAUCUCUUUACUGAAGAUUUGGAGAGAGCUGUCCAAGCUUUUGUAACAUCUCAUCUUUACGAGUGUAAUUCUUUGUAUGUGGGCUUAGAGCAGUUACAUAUUUACUUGCACCUUAUUCAAAACGCUGCAGCUCCCCUAAUGUCUGGAGAGAUGAAGAGACACCACAUCACAGCUGUGCACUGGUUGGAUCAUUGUAGGGCUGAUUUAAACAUCAAGUUAUUGAUUUUUUUGGGGAGUCUAAAUGGAUUAGUGCUACCCUAUUUAGCUUCACAGUCCAGCUAAAAACACUGAGUUCAACCAAUGAGCUGCUCCAGGAUGUUCUGAGAACUUGUCUGAAAACAGGGAUGAUCAAGCCUUAGUAGUAGCUGCCCCUAGUUGUACUGAGUGAUUUAUUGUUUUCUUGGGGUCCUAUUAGCUCAACUGGAACAGCAAGUGCUCGACAUUGCAGAUUGCUUUGGCUCUGGGUUUAAAACUUGAACAUCUUAAACAUAUGAUUGCACACUUCACUGACUGCUUUCAGUGACCACACCCAAGUAUUUGUCUGUGUCAUCUUCUUUCUCAGGAGAACCCAGUCACUUCAUGGACCAAGCCCUGUGACCACAUUUGGCCCAAAGGCAUGUAUGCUCCAGAAUCCUCAUGCAGUAAUGUAAGUUGAACCUAAGAAAUAUAUUUUGCAUCAGCAUUGUUUAUACCUUAGGUUACACUACGAAUUGGUCUUUAUGACACAGAAAUUAAUGGAAGACACUAAAAUUACUUUAAAUCUUGAAUGGCCCGAAAAGACUGGAGCUGACGGUGGGAUUUCAUAUUACCAUGCAAACUAAACAAGAGCCACCUGUACCAACUUCACCAUGGGUUGGUGUAGUUUGAAAAUAAAUAAAUGUUUGUAAUGUAACGAUGAGAAAAAGGCUAAUUUCUAGAGCUAAAACAGAUAAAAGCUGGUUAUCACAAUAAUUUGUAAAACCAAGCCUAUCAUGGACAAGUUUUACAACGGCUUAUGAUUUAAGUUUGAAAAAACUUUUUACCCCCGACAGCAAAGAGAACACAAAAUCAGAGGAACUCUUGUGCUGGCAGAAGUGUAAAGCAGUGAGGGCCUGAUUCACCAACAGGAUCUGUUGCUUUAUCACCUUCUUAUAUGGUGCAAGAGCCCAAAAGACUCAGUCCAAUUCACAAAGCACACACCAGGGUUAAAUACUUCACAACCUGUGCUGCAGCAUCUCUAUGUGCCAGUGUUGUUUGGAUACAUUCAAAUAGCCAGUCAUAGUCUAGGAUUUGAGGGAUGUAUAAUGGGGUUUAUGAUCAAAUUUCAGGGAGGGGGUCCCCCUUUUAACUGUUUCUAAAGAGUUUAAAGUUUUAAACAGUUUAUUUAAGCAUUUCUGUAUGUCUUAUGUUUGUAGAAACUAAUGAGAAAGACCCCCCCCAAAAAAAAACACAUCUUCAUUUUUGAAUGUCUUGUAAAUGAUGUAUGGACAAUCACCUGUUUUGUUAAAAAGAAAAACCAGCAGACCUAUGAAGCAGUCUGACAGUGGCCCCAUUUACAUGGGUCAAAAAAUCCUAUUUACAAUCAGAUUGAAAGGUCAAUCAGAUUCAAAACGUCUCAUAUAAACACUUUAGCCAAUCUGAUUCACCCGGAUCUGAUUGUAUUUCGGGUCGGAUUGUAAGAGGUAGUCUACACCGAUUGAUAAUCCGCUCUAUGCUCCAUAUAUACGGCUGAGUGGAGCGGACUGGGUUUGCAGAGAGGCUUGUUCGGUCUGCGCAGGCGCUCAGUAGUACGUAACAGGCACAUUGACGUACGCAGAGCGCGCCCAAACGAAAACAAACAUGGCGAACAAACAGAAAAACUGGACGGUGGAGUGUUAAAGUGUGUUGUUUCGUGCGACUGACGAAGCGUACACUUCUUGCUGUGUAACCCGGCUGGAUUAUACUUUUAUUAAACUUCAACACAUAGGGUUCCUUACUCUGCUCAGACUGGUAACUCCGACGGUGUCACACACAAACACGUCCGUGCUGCAACUCUAAAACGGAACUAAAACAAUGGUUCCUAUUAACAAUUCCCAUUGAUACAAUACAAUACAACUGGAUUCAGCUGGGGCCAUGAAAACGCGGACUGAACGUGGAUCUCUUUACUUAAAGUUCAUGUAUACAGAUGGAAUCAGAUUCACUUAAUCCGAUUGAUUUCAAUCAGAUUGAGGAAAACUACCCAUGUAAACGGGGCCAGUGUGACAAAAAAUGUUGAUCACAUUUCAGUUGCUUCUUUUUGCAGACAUAUUUCAUAUGCUUUUAAAACUGUCUUUGAUUUUUAAAUUGCACUUUUACUGAUGUUGUUUUUUCAUCAUUUUUAUCAUCAUUUUAUAUAUAUUUUGUGUGUGUGUGUAUAUAUAUAUAUAUAUAUAUAUAUAUAUCAGGUAUGAAAUUUCUGAGAAUUGAAGAAUUUUUUUUUUUGCUAAAUUGUUCUUUUUUUGUUAAACUGGGUUCCCCGUGGAAUCGGAAUCAGAUACUUUAUUUAUCUGAUUUGGUCAUUACACUUGUUCUUUGGUCAUUAUACUUGUUCUUGAAAAAACAAAUGUUACAAGAAGGAAAAUAGAAAUGAGAUUAGCAUAAGAUAUUUAAAAAGUACAAAGUGCAGAAUAUUGAAACUAGAGCUAGUUACAAAGCACAGAGUUUACGAAAUAAGCAAUGUACAAGCACAGGAAACAGAAAAGUCAUGUAUAUAAUACCAGUUUUUUCACAGUUGAACAGAAUAUUGCUUAUGUAAAGCAGUAAAGCUUAUGCAUUACCAGUAUUGCACUUAGAUUUUUGAAGUUUUGACUGAUUUACACACAGAAUGCACCGUUGAAUGUAAUUAUAUAUAAUAGAGAAUUUUGCAGUGACUACAUGAGAAUAAGUCUAGUGACAGUCACAGUUUGUGACACUCAGAGGGAGGAGUUAUCAAGUCUGAUGUCCACAGGCAAGAAUGACUUCCUGUGACGCUCUGCUGGGGGAAUGAAGCUGGCACUGAAUGUGUUCCUGUGUUUAACCAGCAUGUUAUGGAGCUGGUGGUGGAUGCUGUCCAAGAUUACAUGUAGCUUUUACAACUUCCUCCUUGUCUGAGUUACAUGUGAUCUUGGACAGCAUCCACCACCCACCCAUUCCAAGCAGCCCCAAUGAAUAAUAUUUCUGAGUAGAACAUCUAAAAGAUCUAUUCACAAAAAUUGUGUUAAUAAUCAAUAAUAAAGAAGCUAAUCAGAAUUAAUUUUAUGUUAUUCGUUUCAAUGUGAAUGUGAUUUUCCCCUUUAUGCAUGCACAUUUAUAAAGAAAAAAUCCAAAAAAAGGGCCCAACUGAAUCUUCAUACUAGUGUCAUUUCUUGUAUCAAAGGGUAGAGUGGAACAUUAUGCAGUGAUUUAUGAUUUAUGUAUCAUCUAUUGCCACAUUAUUAAUAUGUCAUGUCACCCUGCCCCACAUUGUAGAACCGAAAAGCUGGAAUUAUCCCUGAAAUUAAAUUGAUAGCUACAAAAACCUGCUUAGGAGUAAUACAUUUGGAGUUAUGUCAUUUAUGUCUUUUUUUUGACAUUGGAGAAGUUAUAUGUUAUAACCAGCACAGACAUAAACAACUCUCAACAAAAUACAAACAUACAAAAGUUGAGUGAGUGUGCUGCCAGAGGCCUGUACUACGAAGCUGGAUUAACAAAUCCAGGAUAACUCUGCGACAACUCGCUCAACUUCACCGGAUCUCCGCGAUCCCGAUCAGCUGUACUACGAAGCAGGAUAUCAACUCGAUAACUGAAUCCAGUUCAGAUCUGUGCGCGCACACGUAAAGGGGGUCGGGUCAGUGCCACCGGACCAAUCUCCACAAUGGAGAAGGCUGCACGUCAUUUUUCACAGCUGAAGAACAGAGCUUUAUUUAAACAGUGAGACAGACACAGCCGCUAAAAGCCGGAGGGACUGCCGGCAAAAAAAAUCACCGGUUGUGUAAAUUACAUUUGUGCGUUCAUAAAUUUAUGGCCCCCUAAUAUAUUGUCAUGCAGCGUGUGUGAUCACCACCAUCACUGACCUCAUUAUUUAAGAUACAACAGCAGUGGGGAAAAGAGUACGUGGGAGCAAAUAAAAAUAAAUCUAAAAACAUCCUUUAAAGUAGUUUGUAAGUUUAUUGGAAGAUUUUAUUUGUACAUAUUUCAACGCGUAAACAGUGAUUUCCUCACACUGCCUUUUUUUUUUCUCCAUCAUCUGAUGGUCACGUCAUCUGCAGACACAUAUGGGGUUAAGAGUUUUCUUAUCUGCUUCAAUGAAUUCUGAAAGAUGACUAACAAAUUUGAACCUGGAGCUUGGCAAAUAUUAGUGUAUUGCUUAGACUUCUUGCUACCUGAAUAUUGAGGCCGUCCGAGGAAAACCUGUAACGUUCAUAGAGAACGUCAUCAGGUAAAUCAAACGGAUUUGAACGAUCAUGAAUAUAACGCUCUCGGCGGAGCGCUCCUCUCACUAUCCGUGCAACGAUGUCCCCGGGAUCCGGCAAAAGUGGGCAAGCCAUUUUCCAAGAGAUCCGAUUGGUCAUCGGGCGGAUUUUUAUACCUGCUGAGAUCUUAUCCUGAAACAUAACCUGCUCCGGAGCAGGUUUGGCGUUCCGCGUAAGUUACCGGGGCAACGGACCUGGAUAAAAAGAGAUCCACCUUCGUAGUACAGAAAACCCAGAAGUUAUCCAGAAUUUAUCUCGCUAAGACCAAAUCCAGCUUCGUAGUACAGGCCUCAGGCCUUCACCUUGAUGGCUUUCUUCAGAUUCAGAUGAAAAAAUAUUUUGUUGUGUUUUUCUCUUUAGUCAUGCUGUACUUAUGCUGCAAUGUUGUUAAGCAGGCCUAAGUACACACUAUUACAUCAUCACCUCACAGCCUCUUUUUCCCAUUGCAUAAGUAAACAAAUACCAAGAACACUGGUCCUACUUGUCAUUGUAGGAAGCAUGUGCUAUUAGUUGGUUUCGAGCAUAACUGGUUUCUGUGAUCCAGCAGACAUUGUUUACCUAAUCUGUGAGUUUUGCGCUGAUACUGGCUUCCUGACCCAAAACUAAAUAGCACCAAAGAAGAUGGAGAAUGUUUGUCAGUCUGUGUCAGUCUUUUCACUUUGAUAGUCAUUUAUGUAAACUGUAAUCUACAGUAUGGUAUGUAAGCAUGGUUACAUAGAUUUCCUGUAUCCAUGGGAGGGAGGGAGUGAGUCUGUCCUGUGGCUUGCAGCUGUACCUGAUCCCUCCAUAUUGAUGGCAAGUGUUUCAUACAUUUGUGGGCAUGACUUCAAACAAAGUGUGCCCAUCUGUCUGUUUGCCAAUACUAAAAAUGCGUAAAGUUGUAUCACAACCUGUGAAUGAAUUCUAAUUAAUUUAUUCUUUCUUGGAAUCAAAAGAAUGGUGGUUAUGAACCACAGAAACCACCAGCACAAGACAAAACAAUAUGAGAAAGGAGAAAUAUGCAAUUACUUAGUCGUCUAGGUCUUCUGGCUUUCAGUACAAGCAAAUCUUUGAGAAAGAGCAUCCAAUACUUGCACGUGGGAAUCCAGAUUUUAUGAUUCACUUUUGGUCAAUUUCCUUGAUACAGUAAUAUAGUAGAUGAAGUGCCAGCUCAUUCUUGUAGCUUACACGACUUGCCUCUGCUCCAAAGUGCAUCAAGAAAUUGAAACAUAAUAUAAGUCCUAUGAAAUCCUAGUUGGAAAAGUAUGUUAACUUCGCCAGACAACAAUACGCAAAUGAGCUCAAAACUCAUUAAAAUUUGCCCAAAAUACUCCUUUUCCCCUGAACUAUUAUCACAGUGAAAGCACAUUGAAAGAGGGUGAUGGCAAUGCUGCUUUUGGACUGGCCUCUAACCUGAAAACUGCCUGGCUUGGUUGUACCUACCAGGGGUAUAACCCCGGCUGGUGUAGUCUUCAGGGUCACUGAGGCACACAAGCCUCCCCACCACGACAAGGUAGCAACAAUAGGGGAGGGUGUGGUUUUUUUGUGUUUUUUUUAUUUUUUAUUUUUUAUUUUUUUUACUUUUUUAUUUUUUUAUUUUUUGUAUGUUUAUUUUUGCCUGGAUCCUCGCCACCUUUUCUACAUGUCAGUUCCUGGCUUGUUCUUUGCUUUGUUCUGGGACUGAUUUAAACCAAGAAAGGUGGUUUUGGUGUAUAUCCCUACGUUUGCCGUUCAGGAAUAGUGUAGGCCUGAAUCUCUCCAAUUCUCAAUUAUACAGAUCAUACUUUUGACUUCUAUACGUUCAUUACCUAAUAAUCAAAAUCAUUUUCAUCAACUUCUUCCAUGUCUUCUUCAUCUGAACUUUUCACACUGUCUGAGGUGGAUGCUUGGUUCUCACAGUCUGCCAGUCUACACAUGUCAGUACACUUGAGGCCAUUUGCAAUACAGACACAUUUUGGGAGUGAACAUUUCUUUGGACAGUUACAGGCCAGUAGAUCUGCUUAGGACCCUCCAUCAUAAAGCAAAGUGAUUCAGCUCCUUGACAUGAAAACACUCUGCUGUUCUCUGAAUUGUGUUGUACAGGAAUACUCCACCACCACUGACUGGCCUAUUUAUACUGUGUGCCUUAAUUAACUCAAUGCACAGCAUGUGUGUGUUGUGCACACCCUGCUCCAUCCAUUUAGACUGACUCAGGCCAGGUGUGAGUGUGACAACUUAAAUCGCAGCAAGAAUAAAGUAGAAAUAUAUAGCCUAUGCAUUACUUACCAUGUUUUAUGUAUUAACAUGUUUAGGUUGUGUACAAAUUAAACCUUUGUGUUACAUCUUUCAUGAAAACGGAAGACAUAUAUUGUCACUAUGUUGUCACUGCUUAUAAGAGAAAAAAACAGAGAUGCUGAUUCCAACAACUCUACUGAACAAUAUAUAGCCUGGGCUUUAUUCUGACAUUUUUUCACAGAGAUAGGGUCAGUUAAUAAGAAAGAACCAUCAGUUUGAAGUAGAAUGAUUAAUUCGGAUUUUGAAAACUGUGUUUGGCAUGUGGUCAUAAAUUGAGUGAUAACACACAGAAAGCUACCACAGAUGCAAUGCUAUCACAUUUUUUCUAGUACUAGAGGUGUAUACCUACCCAAAAAUCACUAUGAGAAUUAUUCCUCCCAGUUGAUACCGAUGACCCCAUAUUUGGAGUCCUAGCUCAAGGCCUAAUAGAUAACCUUGCAAAUUGGGUACUCAGACUACCCAACGCCAUGAAAAUAACCCAAAUAAAUUGACCAACAGGCUCAACCUAGUAAUUGGGUUGUAAAAAAACAACUUUGCAUUUUUUUGUGUGUACCCAUCUUUACUGGCAUCAGCAAAAUGAUGCAAUUGGCUGUACACAGGGUUUCCGAAGUCCUUUGGCUUUACACAUUUGUCAACCUUGACUGAAGACAGCAACUUAAUUUCUUGCAACCACAUUUCCCAUUUUAUUUAAGAUUUCAGGUGGUAUAGCAUCGUCCCACCCACAGCUUCUCCUGCAGAGCUCUUGUUGCCACAUCUUGGCAAAAAGAGUAACAGGUGACAAAAAUCCUAUAGGAUCAUACACUGAAUUGGUUGUGAAUAACAUUCCAUGUCUGGUUUGAGAUUGCUGUUUUACUUCCAUCUUAAAUUUGAAGGAGUCUGAUUAAACACACCAGAGCAGACCUAAAGCUCUCUCAACAGGAAGAUUAUCUCUAUCCAGAUCCAGUUCUUUUACGUCUUUUGCCCUUUGAUUUUCUGCAAUUGUCUGCAACACUCCAUGACUGUUGCUCACCCAUUUCUCCUUAAUGAAACUGCCACGUUUGUAGAGAGCACCAAGUUCCUUUAUUUUUUGCAUGGCUGCCUCUUCUGAGCCAAAGCUUAUUAAGCAGUCAUCCAUGUAAAAGUGUUGCUUAACAGCUUGAAUAGUUGCUGCAGAUGGGCUAGACCUGGGGCCUGUUCUACGAAGCAGGAUUACUGCUUAGCGAGGUAACUUUGAGGGUAAGUACGGGGUUUCCUGUUCUACGACGCGGGUUCACUUCUUAGCGAGGGGAGUCUCCAUGGCAACAUACGCUGAACGGCUAACCUGCUCCAGGACAAGUUAGGUUCCAGAUUGAACUCACAGAGUAUAAAAACCCCGCCCACUGACCAAUGAGCUCUCUCGAAAAAUGGCUUGUCUGUUCUUGGAGGAUCCUGUAGACCUCGGUGCUCGUAUUGUCCGAGGAGCACUCCGGCGCGCGAGAGUUUACAGGGACUGCACGGACCCACUUACUUUUUCGGAUGACUACCUUUAUGAAAGGCUCAUAUGGCUGACAUAUCACACAAAAAAUGUAAACACGAUAGGAAUGAACAAAUGAAUGAAUUCAUCUUGGAAAUAAAUGGGCAUGGGCUGCAGGGGCUGCGUGAUCACAGACAACAUCUCGGUACUAUUUAGUAGCAGCGCACGUCCCUUGUAAUAACCCCCGUAAAAACUGUUGUUCAGGACUGCUUACUUGUGCUUCCUACCUACUGUAAUAACCGUUGUUUUAGCCCACAUGCAACAUUUUUGUUCUCAUUCAUGAAACGCUUAAAUCAGGGACAUUUUCGGGGACAGCUUUAGCAGGGGACAGAUCAUCCAAUUCGGGGACUGUCCCCGGAAAUCGGCGACGUCUGGUCACCUUAGUUAAAAGCGCAUGUUGAACAGUGCUAUUUCAGGGUGAUAAUGGCAUCAAAGAUUACUUUUCUGCCGUUUAGUGAGACCGCUGGCUACUGCGCUAAGUUGAGCGAGGUACCUCCAAGGCUACCUCGGUUGAACCUGCUUCGUAGAACAAGCCCCUGGUGUCAUCAGCAGUUUUCCUGAGCGUAUAGGAGAUGGUGCACUAGGAGAUGAAACCACUCCAAACAAGUGCACCAUCAUCCUGUAGACUGCAAGGUCUUUGCUGAGGUCUCCCUCUGGCCACCAGAGAAAGUGCAGAAAGUCUCUGUCUUGUUCUGCAACCUUUACCUGAUGAAACAUAGCCUGUAUGUCUCCCAUACAUCUCUACAUGCCACGGGCUCAUGCCUGAAACGAGUGAAAACUCCAAGCAGGGAGCUGGUAAGUUUCAGGCCCUGCAACAAUUCACUGUUUAAUGAUGUUCCUUGAUAUGUGGCUCCACAAUCAAACACCACUAGAAGCAAACCAUUUCUGGGAUUAUAGACGCCAUGGUGGGGUAUGUACCACACACUUCCCUGUCGACCCAGUAAACACUCCUGUGACACUUUUUCUGCAUAGCCCAUUGCAAUGACAUCAUUGAGACAGGUUGCAUACUCCUUAUAAAAUUGUGGAUUAUGAACAAACCUUUUCCUCAGCCCCAGCAUCCGCUGUUUAGCCACUGCAAAGCUAUUUGGUAGUUUGACAUCAGUUCUCUUGAAGGGAAACUUAGGGCAGUACCUUCUCUUGACAAAUAAGGCCACCUUUUCAUCUCUGCAGCUGUGACAAUGUCUGUGUUCUUUUUCCUGUCAUGCUUAAUUGUUGCAUCAGGUUUUCUGAACAAAAAGAAGCGGUUCUACCUGGAUCCAAAAGUGCAUACAUCUGUAAGGUCUCAUUUCUCUUUGUGGACUUCACCUGCACUGGGAUAAUGGAGAGAAUGCAAAACGGUCUUUCCCUGGCCCCUGUUUGUCCACAUGUUUGAGUAGAUGUUGAUGGUUCAACUCCAGGUGACUAAGCUGUUUGCUCUGACUCAGCAUUGAGCUUUGGAAUGUGCAUUGCAGUAGGAUUUUGUUGGUUGCAAAUCUCACAGACCAAGCUUUUUGCACAGUCCAGUAUGUCCAGCACAGUCCCUUAUGUGUCCAGUGCCCAAACAUCCAAAUCAUAUUCCUUUUUCCUUAAGGAAACAGAUCUUUUCUCUGUGUUUCUUGCACCAGAAAAGAUGACAUUUCUCCAUAAAUGUGUGGCUAACUGUGCUUUUUGAACCCAGGAUCUCAUGACGAUAGUAAGCGGGUUCAAAAAGCAUGAUCAGCCACCCUAAUUUCGAUGGGAAAGAGGUUUGAAACAUACUACACCCUUUUAUAAAUUAAAAUCUAAAGUUUGCCCAUGCCAAUUGAUGUGAGGGAUUUAUGCAUCCCUCUUUAUCAUAUUGAAGACUCAAAAAUGGCUUGUUGACGUUGAAUCAUAGCAUUGACUUCUCUCCGCCUCUAUAGUGGAUAGCUGUCUAUCAUCUUCUUCACUGUAUGUGCUCUCAACGGAAUGAGCAACACAGCCUCCCAGCGGAUGGGAGAGGUGGUGUUUUCCUUGCAUGUGAAUAUCUUUGACUCCUGUGUGUGAAUAUCUUGUAACUGUGUGGUGUUUGUCUCAAAACUAAUUCACAUGCCUGUUAAUCCACAAAUGCAAUUAGAACAAUUUACUAGCAGAACUGAAGAUUUACAAAUGAUAAGUCAUGAUAAAUGCACACAAAAUUAAAAAACACAUGAAAAUCAUGGAUAUUCUUGUGGAUUUAAAAAAUGUGGAAAUCAUGGAUAUAUUUGUGAACAGUGAUGCCAGUAAUGCAUUACUCAGUAACAUGCUACUCUAAUAAGUCCACUUUUUCAGUAAGGAGUAAUCUAACACUUAACUAUUUUCCAAACCAGUAAUUACAUUUAAGUUACAUGUCCAUGUCACUGUGUGCAUUACUGCUCAUUUUCCUUAGAAAAAGACAUUUGUUUUCAUCUGGGGGGACUGACAUGAGUCUCGUAGGCGAGAAAUCACGUUUACAGCACAAGGACCACUCAUGUCUAAUACAUAUGCACACAUAUACAUACUAUAUAAAGCAGCCACAGCAAAACAAACAUAAACAACAAUGAAGAGAGAGGUGCACAUUCUCAAGCUGGAAAUACAGCCACUAUUUUAAAGACUGUCUUUAUAUUUUAUUUUAAAAAAAAUUAUGUUUUGUCAGUCAAGAAAGACUAUCUUUAUAUUUCUUUUAAAAAUUUGCAUUUUUUUGACAUUCCUGUUAAAAUUACACUUGGAAAGAAAAUUGUUGUCAUUUUAAUGUUGAGGCUGCUGAAUGUAACUAUUAUCUAACAGUUACUUUUAAAAUCAAGUAAUCAGUAAAGUAAAGUAACUUAGUUACUCUUUGAAGGAGUAAUCAGUAAUCAAAUAACUUUUUAAAAGUAACUGUGGCUAGAUUUUGAGACAAAUCUCUCCCUAUAUAAUCAGAGAUGACGUUUUAUUACAACCUUCUAUCUUGGUUAUUGGCUGUGUCUCAAAGCACUGUGUGUAGCUUUUUUAGUAAUGAGUUCAGCACACUUUCAGCUGUGAAGUCAAGGAUUACUUAUUCUUUUAAGCUUAUAUUGAUUUAAGUUCGGAAAAUUUAAUUUAUGUUGCCAGGUUGUUGUAUAACUUUUUAUCUUAAUUAUAUCCAUAUUCAAUAUAAUAUACUUAGAGGUGACAAAAUAUCAAUCCGACAUGAUGUGAAAUAAAUAAGAUAAUCAUUUUUUUCAAUCAGUUAGGCCCUCCACUCUAUGACUGUGUAGUUUAAUUUUCAUAUUUAUUGACCUGACGGGGACUUGCACAGAUAGACUUGUGCCCAUCUCUGGUUGGGGUAUCCAGGAGUUGCGUGCAUUGGGCCUUCUCGGUAGACAGUGAUAUGCACCUUAACGUUGUGUUGCGAUCCAUCAAUAAACAUAGAGAACAUAAAACUUUCACUUGACUUGAAGUAAUAUUUGACCAGGAGGAUCUGUACUCUGACUCUAGUAUUGAAUUAAGUACUUUGUCCGCCACUGCUGUUCAGCGGUGUUACCUGACUCCCAAAGAAGCCUUUAUUAGACAAAAAACUAGAAGUAACACUAAAACUAAGAAAAACUGUUUUAGGACAACUUCUCUAAUUGAUCCAAGUGUAGAAAUACCCUUAAUUAAGGAUCUUUCACUAACCGCUCUCGUAGUCUUGGGAAGGCACAUGUUCAUUUGAUUGAAAAGUGCUUUAUUUAAAAAAAGGAAUUUAAAAAUUAUGUGUAAAAAAUAUACCUUAUGUGCGCCCAAUGGUUAUUCAUUGAUAUGACCUGUGAUUUUUGCGUUUGUUAAAUGACAUCCAUGCUUCUGAGAUUGUGUUCUGAACUAGGCCCAAAGCUUCCUGCUGUGUCCGAUUUCUCCACUGUCGUGAAUAGUGCUCUAUUCAGCUGCAGCUGUGGGUGUGACUUCAAACAGAGUUCACUCUGGAGUAGAGUGGAAGUGUGAGGGCGGGAGUGGGACCAGUUUGAGAAAAGCCAAGCAUGUCAGACAGCUUCUUCAGGUUGAACAAGAGGGGAGGGACGGAGAAAUUUAGAGAAGUCACUCAGAAAAACUUACAUGAAGAAAACCUGCCUGCAAGCAGGCUUUGUUCACAAUACAAGUCACAACAGGGCCUGACAAGUAAAUGCAAUGUUUGUCAAGAACUAAAAACUGCGUGUUUGUUUCAUGUAAGGUUCAGCAGACCCAGAACACAUACUAAGCCUUCUUUCCAAAGCACUCGUCUCUUGUUUGGUUAAAACAUACUGAUGAACACUUAUCAGGAGGAAAGCAUUUCUUGACAGACAGAUGAUUAGGGCAAGGCAAAAGGAGAGGAGGAGAGAGUUGUGUCAAUGAUACCAGACACUGAAAUCCAGUCAAGAAAUUCUGGUUCUCUUUACUCUUGUGCCGAGUUGAGUAUUAUUUAGUCUUUUUUUUUUGUACCUCUGUUGAAAUUUCACCAUUAACGAGACUUUAAAAUGUAUCUUUCAUUGGUGCAAAUUUACGUGGGCUUAUUAAGUAAAUUACUGUCCAUACUAAAUUUUGAUGUUUGUACAAAUAUUUUUAAUGGGUGUAGUGUAUGAAUAGCCAUAAAUGUCAUUUGCAACCAUAGGCUGGGGCACAUAUACAUAGACAACCAUGCCAUAGUUGUUGUCCAAUACACCUCUCUAAAAAGGGAGGUCCUUCCCUUAAAUGGGCGAGUUGAGUUUAGCAAAGUGGGUGGAGACUGAGAUAAAGUCAGCCUUUAAGCUGUGUGAGAGCUGUAAUACAACUGUAAAAUACACUAGGAAGGUUUAGUCUUAAGUCCUCAGUGGGACAAAUAUAGCCACAGGGAAUCCACCUGGAGGAGUUGUGAGCUUAUCUUGUAGCCCAGCCACAGCACAUAGAGAGACUCUUACCCCUUCCUUGCCUUUCAGACAGCCCGGAAUGGACUUGUAUUAGACUGUGUGAGGUGAACAAGCUCAGUUGCUUCAGCUGUUUUAACAAUGGGUGGCAUUCAAGGAAGUUGUUAGAGGAAGUUGUUCUGUCUGCGCAGGCCUUGGCUGAGUCCAUUUGAAGCAGCAUCUUUGUUACAUGUGGACAGCAAUGAAGUUUAAUCAGUGCCUCUUACAGGACACUCCUGGAAAUAAGACGGAAACAAAAUGUGGAAACGGUGAGAGGAGCCUCUGGUAUCUUGUCUCUUUCUCAACAGAGAGAACAUGUUUGGUUGCUGACAUUUAAAUGGCAGUAACAGGCAGUGCAUUGUCAGCAACCCACUGAAGAUGAACUUCACUGCAGUAAGUUUUUGGUACAGUUAAACUUAUUACUUUACAGAGCCAUGCUGAAGCCGUCCAGACGGUUUCAUCAGCAAGGCCCUGUAAUUAGGACAGAACACAAAUCUGAUCAUGAGAUGAAGAUGAGAAUGGAGGUGGUUUUAGGUGGUCUGGACAAACCAUCGGUUUGAUUGCAGAUCACCUCUACUAAUGCUGUUGAAGGGUUUGCUAUUUAUCCUUUACUUGUAUUUGUGCCCAGCCUAUACAGCUGUAGUUUUCAAUAGUACGACUAGUACAUGUCAUAUAUGAUAAAUUUCCCUUUAAUCUGGAAAUCUUUUAAUACAUGUUGAUUUUUGUCUCUAACUGUGGAACCUUUUAUACAUUAGCCAGUGUGUAACAGUGCUGUCUGUUUCAAGAAUUAGCUGUCUUUGCACACCAUCUAUGACACCUCCAAGACCAAAGUUUCUGGUGUUAUUGUAUUUAUUUAAAUGGUAUUGCCUAAUGCCUUCUCAUUGAACAAAGAAGCAUGAACACAAUAUUUUUGCCAUUUGUUAAGAAUUAUAUGUUAAACAUACAAGUCAGAGUUUAAUACAUUUCAUUUAUUUUCCAAAAGGAACAAAGUUGGCUUCAACUGAGGCCAGCAAAAACUGCUCUGGAUUUUUUUUUUUUUUUUGCUCCCUAAACAUAGGUGUUUGUGUGUUCAGGCACAUUCAGGACCCAGCCAGCCAAAGACUUACAUGGAACAAGCCACCAAAAAGUGUCCUUGUCAUCAAGAAAAUACGAGAUGCCAGUCUACAUGAGCCUUUCAAAGAGCUCUGCAUUUUCCUCACUGAGGUAAGACCAUGUACGGUGGGCUAAAUAAAUUUGUUUGUAACAAGGAAGUGUUUAGGCUUAGGUAUGGAAUGCUUAAUCGGUUAGUCAAUUAAUUUUGACAUGAUCGACAUUGGCCCUCACAAAGCUGAUAACACCAUCUUUCCUAUUCGCCAUUAACAGCAUGUGAAACCCAAAACAGUCAUUGACUAGUGUUUGAAUAUUGUAUUGUAUUAUAUUUAAUAUUGUCAGCAAUCUAUAGCAUAACCCAAUAUUUGCGUCUUUUCAUUGAUUUAUAAAAAAUCUAUCUGGAAAAUAUUGUAUAGAAGUGGAAAAAAAUUUUUGGACACCUCAUGCAUUUGUGAUAUAUUGCUCCAAGAAUCACUCUUAAGUCUACCAGUGCAAUUUCUUUGUGCACAGUCACAGCCACAGCCACAACACUAAACCAAUCAUAACAAGCCAUUAAAAACUUAAAACUAAGUGGUUCCAAAGCAAUACAUCAGAAAUUUUGAGUCAUGAGCCAUUUUGGUACCACUAAUCAACAAUGACCUAAGUCAUAGCUUUUAUUGAAGACACUAUUUUUGUUGCUGUGCUUUGUGUUUGUAUAAACCAGCAUCUUUGAAAGUUCUUCAGAACCUAAUGCAGAGAAUACACUUGCUAGGAAAGGUACAUUUGCUGCUAGAUAGUCAGUAAGAGCUGAUGUAGUCACUCAGCUGUUGGAUACACUCUGCAGAAAUACAAACAGAUCAACAGCUUGGAAGACAAACCGAAAUAUAGGCAUCUAAUGGUUUCAACAGCAAGAAAUUACUACAUCCUGAUCAGCAUGUGCAUCACAUGAGCUUCAACAGCAGUGGUCAAACCGAAUUGGUGUCCAGUGUUCCAUCCGCAUGGUUUGUGGUUGACCCCUAUCAUGGAUUAAGGUCCUGCAAGGCUGUCAAGAAGCCCCUGAUAAAUGAGAGACAGAGCCUGGCACCUGUGGGACCAAGCAUGCAAAAACUGAGAAACCAGGAACCAGAAGAAGAUUCUAAGGUUUGACGAGUCCAGUUUUCAACUUAAUCCUCCUCCUGCUAAUGUUGAGCACAAUAUCCAGGUCCUCGAGUGGCCAGCUCAAUCCCCAGACAUGAACCCUAUAAACUGUUUAUCAAGUCUUCUGAAGUCUGUACAUCAUCCAUUGGCUGACCUGCUCUCUCAUAAUUGGUAUCAGGCAUCAGCCUCUGAAAAACUAUUAUCAGUCAACUAUUAUGGAGGAUUGACACCGCUGUCUGUUGCCAUCUUUUAUUUAGCAUCUUUGUCAGAAUCCAAAGUAAGCUAUGCUUUAUUUCAAUGAACUUGUGUUUGUUUAAAGGUGAAAAACAUGGUUGUUUAUGUGGAACAAAAGGUUCUUGAGGAUCCAGCCAUUUCAGCUGAUGAAAAGUUUGAAGCCAUAACUAAAAGAUUCUGCACUUUCAGAGAAGGUAUGAAACCCGGCCAGUCAUAUUUACUAUGUUAAUAUAGGUAGAUCUGAUGUAUAUUUUUUAACAAAAGAUACAAUUUGCUCCUAUUUUCAGAUCUUGACGACAUCUCAAAUCAAGUUGACUUUAUCAUCUGUCUUGGUGGAGAUGGGACUUUGCUUUAUGCAUCUUCGCUCUUCCAGGUAUUCAGUUGUGUUUCUUUACAUUUUUAACAUAUGUUGGCUUAGCAAACCAAUCUUCUUCAUUUAUUUACUUGCAGGAGAGUGUCCCACCAGUAAUGGCCUUCCACCUGGGCUCCUUGGGCUUUUUGACACCUUUGAAGUUUGAUACCUAUCAGUCUCAAGUCACCCAAAUUAUUGAAGGUACCGAAUUUUCUAACAUCUUUGUUAACAUCUUUGUUAAACUCUAUCUUCUACAAAAAUACUGGUCUGUGUCAGUUUUUGUUUCCAAAAGGAAACUUUAAUGUAUUUGUAUCACAUACAGGUAAUGCUGCCAUUGUCUUGCGAAGUCGCUUGAAAGUCAUGGUACUUAAGGAGAACUGGGAUAAGAAGGCCAGAAUGGAUGAAAAGGAUAUCAUCCUGUCUAAUGGAGAUGUGGAUAGUGGUCAAAAACCUCUGCAGUAUCAGGUAUUAGCAUUACAUAAAACAAGUACCAUUUGUAAAUAGAUCAUGUAAGAUUUGCAAAAAUUUAUACUUUUUUACUCGUAAAGAGUAAAUACCCAGUACCCCUGAACUGAAACAGAUCUUUGUCAUGAGUUUGCGUUGCAAUGUUCAUUCCUGUUAAAGUUAUGAAUAAAAGUGAGACGAAGUGAAACCUCCCCGAGCGUCUGCUUGUGUGUUUGCCUGCAACAUCUGCCACAGACAGAGUGGGCAUGCUCGGAGGGAUUUUCAUUUUCUAUGCAGAAUUCUUCUCAUAUUCAGAAUGGCGAUCGGGAUGUUUGCAUUUUAGGUGAUAAACCUGACGUGAAGAAACUCUUUGCAGGUGCACCGCCUCUUGAGAGUUUAGUAUUACACGGUAUGCUAAUUGCUAUCCGUGGUUCUCAUAUAUAUUGAAAUACAUCCACACCGCAGACAUGUUGGCCCUUUUCUAUACAAGUGUGCGCUGGCUGAGGUUUCUGCUUGCAUCAUCACAACAUCCUGUUUUGGCCGUGUUAUUUCAGUAAUAAAAGUCUUUGAGCUAAAAACUGAAAAUGCACCAAAAAUUUUCAGUGGCCAAAUGUUUGGUGAAUCCCUAAUGUUUAUAAUGUUGUUGAUCUUAUUGCUAAGAAAAAUGACAGAAAAAUCAGCUUCUUUAUAUCCUGAGCAUUGUGCACUGCCUGUCGGACCCUGUGUUUAUCAUUCCUGAAGUAGUUUUUGGCUGUUACUGAAGUUGUGUCCUUCCUUGUCUACAGAUAUACAUUGUUUUGGACAAAAGCCUCUACUUAUUGAAACUGUAACCGUAAAAAUUUGUAAUUACACAUACAAGAAGUGCAUGUAAAUGAUGAUAGCCCAUGACGAUCCCAAUUUAUUAACACAUCAUGGGCUACAUGUUGCAAAAUUAGGGCGGCAGUAGCUCAGGAGGUAAAGCGGUCAUCCAACAACUGGAAGGUUGGUGGUUCGAUUCUGCCCUAUCCCUGGUCUGUCAAUUGUGUCCUUGGGCAAGAUACUUAACCCGCCUUGCUCCCAGUGUGUGUCCUCCACUGGUGUAUGAUUGUGAGUGACGUUUGGUGGUGGUCUGAGAGGCUGUUGGCACAGAUUGGCAGCCACGUUUCUGUCAGUCUGCCCCAGGGUAGCUGUGACUACUAAGGUAGUUUACCACUACCAGGGUGUGACUUUGAAAGCGAAUUAAUGAUGUAUCCAAUGUAAAGCGCUUUGAGGGUCUCUGAUAAAGCUUUAUAUAAAAUCUGAUGCAUUAUCAAGAAUAAGAAGAACUUUAUUAAUCCCUGAAGGGAAAUUCAAUUGUCUGUUGUCUUACAUAAUAUGUCUUUUAAAGUUAUCUACUAUUUACACAAGAGUUAUAAAGUCUGAUGGCUGUUGGUACAAAAGAUCUUCUGAAUCUUUCUCUCCUGCAGCGAAGAGAGAGAAGCCAUCCACCACCACUAGCCCUUUGAUCCAUCAAGGUGUUGUGAAGUGGGUGAUCCAUGUUCUUUAGAAUAGUCUCCACCUUCCUCUCUCCAGAUCUCUCCACCACAUCCUCCACUGAGUCCAGCUUGAGUCCAACCACAGAGCCAGCCUUUUUCACCAGUUUGUUCAGACGUCUUGCAUCUUUGGGCUCUAUUUUCGUGUCCGCCGGCAACGUGGCGGACCACGCGCAGUGGUAUUUUCGUCUGGCGGAGCCAGGCGUAAAACCAGUUUGGUAUUUUCAUGGUUUGAGGCGCACCGAGGUCCGCCAAGCUGGGCGUGGAUGCACGGUAGGGGGAGGUGUCGACAGAAUCAGCUGGCGCAGUGACAUUUUUGUGCUCGCCACCGGCGUGUAAAGUGCACUGAAAGCUUGCCGAUUCAAACCUGGUCAGCUUUCAGCGCAGGCGGAGCGCAGCUGAUAUAAAUGCUAUUUUGGUAGACCAGUGGCGUAUCGGCAUACGUCACUGAUGCCUCACCGGCAGGUUUCCACGGUGUCAGGCACAUUUUAGUGCAAUAAAUAAUCAACAACAACUAAUAUUCUGACUCAGCGCAUACAUUUAGAUCUAUAUUGAUAUAUUCUGAUCUAUAUCUGAUCUGAUGAGCGCAUUUGGCACGCGUUUGGACACUAAACCUGACCGAAUUAACACAGCUGAAACCACAUUAAUACGUACUUACAUACGAAUAUUAUAAUAUUCAGUUUUGUGAGUCAAAUUUAUUUUAUAUGCCAACUUCUAUGAAAGAAAGAGCACGGCCACGGAGUGCGAUGCGUCCUUUACGCACAGAUGGUUCCGAUUUUAAUGCCAUUUUUGGAAUUUAUGUUGUGAUCUGUGUGCACAACCCACCUUUGUCAUGUGAGUUUUAAAUGAAUGCAACUUUAUGUGAGUGUCUUUAUUUGUGACUUACGCCGCUGGGAGGAGCUGAGUUAAGGGGGGGGGGGUACUUAAGCAGGGCUGUGCCGCUCACCAAAAUACCAAAAUGUGCUUGGGAACGCCUUGUUGGCGCGGCAGACCUGACUUGCACUGCGCCACGUCUCCAGCGGGGCACGAAAAUAGAGCCCUUUGUGUUUGAUGCUUCCUUCCCAGCAGACUGCUGCGUAGAACAGAACACUUGCCACCACAGACUGAUAAAACAUCUGCAGCAUCUUACUACAGAUGUCUAUUGAUUGAUGUCUCCUCAGGCAAAAGAGGCGGCUCUGCCCCUUUCUGUAGAUGAAGUCUAUGUUUUUAGAUGAGUCCAACUUAUUAUCCAGGUGUACGCCUAGAUAUUUAUAUAAUGUCACCACUUCAAUGUCCAAGCCACAGGUGUUCACUGUCUGAAGUGGAGGUUUGGAUCUGUGGAAAUCUAUCAUCAUUUCUUUUGUCUUAGAGGUGCUGAGGAGGACGUAGUUUUUGUGACUCCAGUCACCUAAGGCUCUUAUCAGAUCUCUAUCAUGUCCAUUUCUGAAUACACUGUCAUCAAACAGUAUAUGUUGCUUUGACCAUCUGUUAGGUAAGGUGGGUAGUAUUAGAUUUUUUUACACAAAAUGUUAGGAUAAAUAAAACUAGUAAAAGUUUUAAUGGUAGAAUGGUGUAUCAGUGAGCAAACUACUCAAAAUACCGAUGGACUUCAUGACCUAUUUGCGUACACAUUCGAUAAUAUUCUUCCCUGUUAGUUUUCCAUUCACUAUGGCAUCUAAAAAUUUGCUAUGGUUGAUAUGAGAAACUUCUAUAUUGUCUAUUAAUAUUUUGGUUUUAUCUCUUACAUAUUUUUCAAGACAGAAUAUCAUGAAAUUAGAUUUACUGAAUGAGAAUUGGUUCCUCUGAAACUGUUCAGAAAUAGAUGAUAAUUCUUCAUUAGCUUCCUGAACCAGUGUACAAAAACUUGGUGUGAAGUAACGACACAAGUAUAAUCAGCAAGUAAUAAAGGUAAUGUAUACUUGCAGACCUUGGGUAAAUAAUUUAUGUAUAUCAGAAACAAAGAGGUCCAAAGAUUGAACCCUGAGGUACCUUGUGUAUUAGCUAUGCUUGCAUUGAGUUUUGCCUAUUUACAGUUACACAAUUGUUUUCUGCCAUUGAGUAAUUCUCCAACCAAUUUAGGGCAACACCUUGAAAACCAUGUAUUUGUAAUUUUGCAACAAGGAUAUGAUGAUCUACAAGGUCAAAGGCUUUUGACAAGCCCAAGAAAAUGCCAAGUGGGAUUUUUUUUGUCAUCUAGGUUGGCAGAAAUUUUAUCAACAAGCCAUUUAAAACCACUUUAGUAAAAAAAAAAAACAAUGUAAACGAGAAAAUGAAACAUUUAACAGUGAGUCAAUAUGCCACAAAGUAUUGCAAACUGACAUGUGAUUAAGUCAAAUGAUAAAGCAUUUUCCUAAUGGCAGUCUGAAUGAAUAAUUGUGUGAGCUGUGGUAGUUUGUAGCAUAGCACAUUGAUGUGUAAGUGGUGAAGCCAUAAGGGUGCCAAAUGUUAGUGCUGCAGAUAUUUGAGGUCAAGCUCAUUGCUGUGAAAUGUCUUUUCACUCUGUUGAUAACUGUUUGCAUAGUGUCACAUGGGACCUGAUUAACUAAAGGUUUGCAUAUUUAGAUAUCUGUGCAGACUUGAAAGCCUUGCAAACAAAUGUGCAAGCUGAUCUAUCAAUAGAAUGCACUGAGGAUUGUGUCCUUCAAAUGUACUAAAGUGUGUUGUUCAAUGUACUAAAGUGUGUUGUCCAUUGUUGACAGCAAUGUCAGCUUUAUUUCUGCUUUUAUUGUAUUAUUUUUUAGCUGUUUGGCUUUUUGGCAUGAUGACUCUUGAUUUAAUUGGUUGUGUUUUAUUUUGUUACCUCUGUUGUCAUCUCAGGAAAUAUGAGCUAAGAGCAUACUGCAAGUUUUUACAAAGUUGCCUGCGUAGCAGGUGUUAAGUAUCUUAAAACUGCUAAACCUCUAUAGUAAGCUCUUUUUAUGCAAUAUUGGCUCUGAACCUUAAAAAAAGGCACAGAGCUCCGCAAGCACCUUUGUAAACCCUUACCAAAAAGAAGUAUGUUUUGAUGUACUUCCGGUAUACUGCUUUUAAACUAAGUAUAAUUUCAGUUUACUUUUUAUACACUCUUCAGAGAUAUAUUUAACAAAGUUAAUGUUUUUUUUUUAAGUAUAUUUGGCUUGUACUAAGAAUUAUACUAAAAGUCCAAAUAUAUUUAACCUAUACUUACAGUAUACAUAAACUUUUGAUCAAGAUAUACUCAAGUAUGUAUUUGUGCCUUGGGUUUAAGUGGCCUUGGUCCGGGAAUACUUCCAUAUAUCUUUAUAAGAUUAUACUCUUAGAAAAGAUAAGCAGUACAAGCCAAGUAUACAAAUAUGCACUACUAUUGAAAUAAGAGCAUACCAAAGAGUAAUUUUGAUUAUUCUUCAGGGUCAGUGCACAGACAGCCGAUUAAGGCGUGGAUUAAGGCGCGCCCCACUGUGGUCACGGGUCCGACUAUGUGCUGCAUGUCAUCCCCAUUGCCACUCUAUCCUACCCAUUGAAGGAAACCCCUUCAAUGCAGCUUACUUGAAGUAAGCUUUAAGUAUACUUCAAUAAACCAAAUUGGGGCCAAAUUAGACCUAAGAAGUUAACUUUUAAGUACACUGGUAGUAUUUUUGUACCAGUGUACAAAGUAUACUUUGGGCUGUGUACUACAAUGAUCUUCAGUAUAUUUCAUAAAAUGUACUUGAGGUAUACUUUUUUUGGUAAGAAAAAUGUACAUAUGAUUCCUAUAAAAACAACAAAGCGGAGCACACAAAGUGCUACUGAUCUGCUCAGAGAGGGCUUAUUAAGUUUUUGCUGUGCCUUUACCAAGCUCAGUUGCUAAUACUUAUCCAGCCACAGCCACUUCCAUACUCUAACUUUUGUUUACAUGACACGUGCUGCAGCAGCUCGCCAUAGCCCUGAGGAGCCAGCCUCUGAAUGGCAUGUUGUACUCAGUAACUUGGGGCUAAAGGAUCUGACUGAACAGUUUCAACUUUUUCUAAUUUCCAAUCCACCAAUUUUGGCCUGUAUUGUGUAUAGGAUAUUAUGUAUUAAUAUUAUGUAUAGGAUUGGCGCAUCCCUACUAAUAAUCAUCAGCUCAAUAUUUAUCAUCGUCAUUGUGACCUUGCAGCCCCACUGUGUUUGUUUUUCAUUAUCAAACACUUCUUUUUGAAAGAAUAUUUGAGGCCUCGUUUAGGUGUUUGCAUGCUGCAGCACACUGGUGGUUUCCAAAGGAAAACCUGAGGUAAUAAAGUCAGAUUUCUGAGAGCAGGAUAUAUUUUUUUUUUCACACAGAAUCAAUAAAAACUUAACAGGGACACUGAUUAGCUCAUAACAACCCAUCCACGUCAAGUUGGGUGGAGACAUGUUACCAGAAAAUUAAAAUAUUUACAUUUGGAUCUGUUUCAGGUUCUCAACGAAGUAGUGGUGGACAGAGGUCCCUCUUCCUAUCUCUCCAAUGUUGACCUGUUCUUGGAUGGACACCUUAUAACCACAGUGCAGGGAGAUGGUAAGUAUGAGGAUGUAUGUUGAUAGUCAGUGGUUCAGCAGAAUGUAAAUACUUGAGUGGAGUCCGUCUAGUAUCACUAUCCCUCCCAUUUCACAAGUCAAAAGUCAGAGAGAUUUGCAUCAAUCAGUAGACUUAUAGGGCUCUAUUUUCAUGCCUCACCGGAGACGUGCUGCAGGCGUAAGUCAGGUCCACCGCGCCGACAAGGCGUUCCCAAGCACAAUUUGGUAUUUUGGUGAGCGGCGCAGCCCGGCAUAAGUAUCCCCCCCUCCCUAACUCAGCUCCUCCCAGUGGCGUAAGUCACCCUUCUUCUAAAAAUAGAAGAAGGGUUCCCUUAUUUGUGGAGACUCGGCUUUAGUUUGAAAGAAUAUAGACUCUGUAGAUGUUUUUCAGAGUAACUUACACUGCCAGCUAUUUGGGUACUGAAUUUGUGUUUGGUUUUGAUAUUUUUUUUUUUUGCAUUGUCUCUCUGUGUCUGCUCAGGUGUGAUAGUAUCUACACCUACGGGGAGUACGGCAUAUGCAGUUGCAGCAGGUGCUUCUAUGAUCCAUCCUAACGUCCCUGCAAUUAUGAUCACCCCCAUCUGCCCACACUCGCUAUCCUUCAGGCCCAUAGUGGUGCCUGCUGGAGUCGAGCUCAAGGUAUUUACAGUUAAGUGUUUUAGUGUUGGAGUGUUUCUAGGAAGUCAGGGCAAAAAAGCAAUGUCUAAGUCAAAGUUCACUUUGGUGCAUCAAUCAAUCAAUCUUUUUUAUAGUGUGCCAAAUCACAACAAAUUUUCUCUUCAGGACACUUUCCAAAUACAGUAGGCCAAGACUCAACAUCAAGAUAUAAUUGUAUUCAGUUCCAUCUUACAGGCUAAGACUCCCUCUUACUCUUUUCAACACACUGUGAGCCCAGCACUCUGUACAAAUAAGCAAGUUACAGUGAAAAGAAAAAACUUCCUUUAGCAGGCAGAAACCCUUAGCAGGACUCUUGUUGAACAGCAAUCUGCCCCAACCGUGUUGGGAUUGGAAAGCGAAGAGAGGGAGAUGUGGAAAGACAGAUGGAUAGAGAAAAAUAACAAAAAACUCAUGUAGACUUGUGGUCACAAUCCUAAUAAUAAUGUUUAUCAUAGGACCGCUCAAUUAUGGCAAAACUCAAAAUCACGAUUUUACUACUUAGUGUUUUCCGUGGUCUUUAAAUUGUGAUUAUGAAGUUUUUAGCCAAAAUCGCAUUACCUGUGUCUUAUUUUCAAGGGCUUUUCUUCUGCAGAGCUUCAGUAGCUCAUUAGCAAAUCACCACUGAGUUGUGGGCGGAUACAGCGCUGCUCUGCGCACUCCUCUUCAUGCUAGUUUGCAGCUUAACAUUGCUUGUGAUGUAGAAGAAGCAGGUAACAUAGAAGCUAGUCAGAUUCAGACACUAAUGUCUUUAAGGACAUGAUGAAAGCUAAAAUAUCAUAAGCAUUGCAAUCUGCGACCACACAUGCUUUUUUUGCCAUUGUCUUCUCUAUUUCUCUGAGUCUUGCCUGCAUAGUAGGGCUCUGGGGUUGGAGCUUGGAUUUGUGACAUAUGAAAUCUCACCAUAUCUGAGCCUGCAGUUUGGGUCUGCCAGAUAUUCACAGCAAUUUGAAUGCAGAAAUACUCAGAAAUGCAAUUGUGCACUUAUUUUUCUCAUGAUUUGACCUGUAGCAUCAGAAAAAUGCCAUAUGAACAUGUAAAAGACAAGAAAACAUGAUUUUUAUUGGAGUGGGUCUUUAAGCAACCUUAAAACUCUUUAACUCUGUUUUUUGAAAACAUGACCAACAUGUUACCUUCGUUUUUUGGUUGAUGAUUUCUGUCAGAGAGAUAGACAUACUCUAAUGCCUGUCUCUCUAACAGGAAAAAAAUCAUUUUAAGUGUAAAAGUCAUAUGUAUUACUACCAAAAGGACUAUGUGUCAGUUCACUUUAAGAGCUUUGAAUUAAUUUUGAUUAUUUAAACUCAAGGAUUUGCGCUCUUUUCUUGCUAACAUUUUAUCACAGGUUGCAGAUGUUACAGAUCAUUUCAAAAUUUUAUGUAAUGUCCUUCAAAGCUUUAAAGGUUUCAUAUUAUGCAAAAAUUCACUUUAGAAUGGUUUCUUACAAUAAUAUGAAUCCUCAGCCUGUCUCAAACCCCCCCAAAAUGAGAAAAUUCUAUCCCCUUGCUCUCUUGCUUGUUCCGCCUUUCAGAAAAUGUCUGCUCAAAAGGGCGGAUUGAAACUAUUGCCUUUCAUGAUGUCAUGGACGGUGAUAACUCCUCCCCUCCAGGUUGGUGACCCUGCUCAAGAUUGUUGUUGGCUGCACAAAGAAGCACAGAAGUCUGUUUCCGUAGACUGCAAGAACAUAGUCAUCAGAGAUAACUAUACUUACAAUAUUGCCCAUUUACCAAAAGAGCUCCAAGUAACAGCAGAGAAGACAGUGGAGAUGUAACUAUUACCAAGAGCUAAUGUUUCUUAACUACAUGUAAGUCACUGUGAACCAACUAGAGAAUGACAUUUUUCGGGAAUUCCAGUGGGUCACGUGAUUCCCGCGGGAAUCCCACGGGAUGGGAGUCAUUUUUUAAUUGAUUCCGUGAUGGGAUGGGAUGGGGGAAAAAAAGCCACGGGAGCGGGCAGGAGCGGGAACAACAUUAAUAGAUGAUAAUUUUCUGCCGUGUAAAUCAACAAGAUAAACAGAUGCGUCCAUUUUUGUAGUCAUCUCUCAGUGAGAGCCAACACUCUUGACCGCGCUAGCAACACAAAAGAACUACAACAGUGGUUUGACUUCCUGUCAGCAGGGAGCGCGGCUGCACAUUUUUACCCUUCAAGCCAGGAGGCUUGGAGGGGUUCUCGCCUGGGGAGUAAUUAAGUUUCGAACCGCCACUGUAUAUAUAUGCACUUUGUUUACACCGACCGAAUGUCAGGCAUGUGAAACUCAAAGGCAAUGCCUUUUAUAUGCAGUGCACUUUUACCUAAAAUAGAAAAUGCAACGUUUUCUCAACAUGUUUGGUUUUAUUCAAACGGGAGUGGGACAGGAGUGGGAGUUAUUUUGAGUGGGAGCGGGAUGGGAGUGGGAGUCAUUCUACGGGAGGGGGACAGGACGGGAUUCAUUUUUUUACUCUGGUCCGGGAUUGGAACGCGACAGGAUUUUUUCUCUGGGAGUGGGAUGGGACUGGAGUGAAAAUCCGGUCCCGUGUCAUGCUCUAGUACCAACACACGAAAAAAGAAAAACAAAAAUAUUCUAGGUCAGACUCUGGAUCAAACUGGUACGGCUGGAAGACAGUGCUUCUACAAGCCAUACCUAGCACUAUGUGUAAACAAUAGCGUAUGGUACCGUAGCGCUAGCCACGACUCCCUCUUCCAGAGAGACAGGGAGGGGUGGGGCUUGCACUGAAGGAAGCAUGGACAGGCGCGGCACACAGACACAGCGUGUUCUCGGUAGAGCUCACUAGAGAAAGUUUUCAGGCUGGCUGAAGUCCAGGAAAAAAAUUGAUUUUUAGACAACAAACUUUAAGUUGACUGUUCUGGGACCACUGAGACCUAUGUGAACCUGCUGAAAAGGAGUAUAAUAUGGGACUUUUAAAACUUGGGCUUGUAUUUUAUUAUAAGUUUAUCAUUGUUUCCCCACCAGCCAUUAGUGCAAAGUAGGGCUGGGCGAUAGAACGAUAAGAAUAAGAAUAACGUUUUUAUGGCCUGGCUCUUUCUUUCAUUGAUGUUGGCAUAUAAAAUGAAUUUGGCUAAUGCAACUGAAGAUUAAAAUGUUCGUAUGUAGGCUUAAAGUAAAAUAACUCAUUUGGUCACUAAAAUAAAUCAUCUGGUCAGCUUUGCUGCAGCAGCAGGGUGGGGGGAGGACACAGAGACAUGUCCAGGUCCACAGUGAUUGCAAGUAACCAAGUACAACUACUUUGUUACUGUACUUAAGUCAAAUUUUCAGGUACUUUGUACUUUUAGAAGUAUUUAUUUUUCUAACAACUUUUUACUUUUACUCCUUACAUUUUAAUACAAAUAUCGGUACUUUCUACCUCUUGCAUUUUCCCAAAAGGCUCGUUACCUCUUUAUUUAUAUAUUAUGUUUUAUUUAAAUUUUUUUUGGCUCAGUGGUUUGUCAGUGGUUUCCGGGUACCGCCAAAAUUUUGAAAGAUGCACAUGACACGGCUGCCUGCCUGCCUGCCUUCCUGCCUGCCAGUCAAUCAAAAUAGUCAGAGCACCUGCAGGCUGCAGCCAGAAAAAGAGUACAAAAUGGACAGCAAAAAGGACUGUGACAAAGAAGAGAUUGCGUUUCUUUACGAAUUUCAACUUUCCAAGCCGGGAGCGUGGCUGCGCAUUUCUACUCGGAAAGCCGGAUGCAUGUGGGUAUUUCAACCCUUCAAGCUGGGAGAAGCGUGAACGCAUUUCAACCUUCCAAGCCAGCGCCGCUGUGCAUUUCUACUUUUUAAGCCAGGAGCAUGGAUACGUCAUUUUGUAACAUUCUGUAGUUUUUUAAUAAUUUCUAGAGUCAUGGUGAAUCAAAUCAUCAUACCUGUCUGCUUCUGAUAGGCUAAUAAAGUGUGACUUUGGGUGAGCACAGAUUUGAACACACUGUCAGCCAAGUAUUUAUUUAUUAAGUUUUUAGUUUUUAGUAAUGCUUUUGUGCUGGCACUAUACUGGGGCAGGUGCAUACCCUUUCAACACUUCAUUUUUUAUAUUUACAUUUGUGUUGAAUUAUCACUUUAUCAUGACUGCCACUUGUUUUACAGAAAGCAAAUAGUUUGUUAUUCUCCAGUGCAGUCUUUAUUUUUAUUUAUACAGCCGCUUUAUUUCAUUUGAGAUUGUUUGUUCAAGGUUUUCAAUAAUGUGAUGAAGGUUUGGGAAAAUAAAAGAUAGUUAUCUUGAAAGCCACAGGUGUAAGCUCUCAAAUACUUUUUGAAUUUUGUUUGUAUUUGCCGCAGAGGCUGAUAUAUCAGCUUUUUUGUAAACCUCAACACUUCAGAAAACCUCAGGAUCCGGGGGCCUCAAAAUUGCCUUCAAGAUUUCAAGAGCUGUGUCUCAGACAGGGCUCAGGUCAUAAUGGGUUAACUCACCACCACAGUUAGAUUCACAUCCUGGGGGAACCACUGGUGUGUGUUGUAUAACCCAGGUUAAGAACCUGUGUUUAAAAAAAAAAAAAGUUCAAAGUGUAUUAAAAGAGAGCUCUUUGAAUUAAAAACAGUGAUUAAUUUAAUUUAAUGUUUAAAAGAGAGCUCUUUGAAUUAAAAACAGUAAAUCAUUUUUAUGUAAAAAGAAAGCUGUUUAAAUUAAACAGUAAAUUAUUGCAUUUUAUGUUAAAAAUCUCAUUUCAUUUUAUGUUAAAAAAGACAGCUGUUUGAAUUAAAACAAAUGCUUUAAUGUUUUUGUUAAUUAUAAACAUGUGCAGUGUUGCAUUGAUGUAUUAUUUUAAAAAAUAUGAUUAAGAGUUAAAUACCACUAGACCAGCUGUGCUCUGCCUGCGCUGAAAGCUGACCAGGUUUGAAUCAGCGAGCUUUCAGUGCACUUUCCACACCGCCAGCGAGCACGAAAAUGUCACUGCGCCAGCUGAUUCUCUCAACACCUCCCCCUACUGCGCCACCACGCCCAGCUUGGCAGACCUCGGUUCGCCUCAGUCCACGAAAAUACCAAACUGGCAGUGCACUGGGCACUGCCGGACAAAAAUACCACUGAGGAGGAGGCAGUUCUUGUGACUCCAGUCACUAAAGGCUCUUCCCUGUAUUCAGCCUCUUGUCCAUUUUUGAUACAUGCUACGAUAGCAGUGUCAUUUGAGUAUUUCUGGAUGUGGCAGGACUCAGUGCUGUAUUUGAAGUCUGAUGUAUACAGUGUGAACAGGAAUGGAGCCAGGACUGUUCCUUGUGGAGCCCCUGUACUGCUCAUCAUUGUCCCAGAAACACAGUUCCUCAGCCUGACAAACUGUGGCCUUCCUGUCAGGUAAUCUGUGAUCCAGGAAACACAGGCUUGUUUUUGAGUAUGGUGGGUUGGAUGGUGUUGAAUGCACUUAAAAAGUCAAAGAACAUGAUCCUCACAUAAACCCCAGGUUCCUCCAGAUGAAACAGGGCACGGCGAAGCAUGUAGAGGACAGCAUCAGCCACUCCAAUGUGUUUUUUGUAUGCAAACUGUAAAAAAUCCAGUUUGUCUUUGACCUCAAACCUCUGAAGGCAUAGAAUCAGCUGCUCCAGGGUUUUCAUGAUGUGUGAAGUGAGGGCCACUGGUCUGUAGUCAUUGAGUUCAGCGGGACAUUUUGUUUUUGGUACUGGCCCAAUGCAGGGUGUUUUCCACAGAGCAGGUAGCCGCCCCAGCUGUUGACUCAGGUUGAAGAUCCUGUGGAGAGGUUGACACAGUUCUGCAGCACAGUCUCUAAGCAGCCUUGGACAUACACCAUCUGGACCAGCUGCCUUCCCAGGGCAAAGUCCUCCAAGCUCCAACCUCACCACUGUUUCAUGGAUAGACAAGGACUGGUGUUCAAGGAGGGAGGUAGUUGAAGUGGUUGAGACAUUUGAACAAGAUGGAGGAGGAAGGGGAGAGGUUGUAGUGGAGAUUUGUGACUUAACUUACUUGACUUAGGUCGCAACGCGGCGAGAGUGAACAUGGUUGCGCCAAAUGUCACAAUCCUUCAUCAGUGAAGCUAGCUCGCUGGCACUCUUCGCUCCAGUAUCCUUCUUUAAGGUAUCCACAUACGAUGUUCGUGGCCGCCCUCUAUUUCUGUGGCCGUGCUUUGGCUCCCAUAGCAAGACUUUCUGGGUGCUCAGCUCAGGGUGGCGGUGACAGUGUCCUGCAAGCUGGAGUCUCUUGGCUGCUAUCUUGUCAGCGACUGCGGGCAGUUCGCCAUAAAGCACUUCAUUGGUUGUGUGUGAGCUCCAGUGUACAUUUAGGACCCUGCGUAGCAUGCGUGUGUAGGUACCAUUGAGGGACUUCUCCAUUGCAUUAUUCAAUGCCCAGCUCUCGCACCCGUAUAUGAGGAUUGACUCGACCCUGGCGACGAAGAAACGCUUCUUCAGACCUGGAUUCAUGUUGGACUUCCAUAUCCUGUCCAUAUCAUUGAGGGCUUUCCAGGCCAACCCCUUUCUGACUUUGAUGUCCUUCAGGGAUUCAUCUACCCAGGAUCCAAGGUACUUAAAAUCGUUCUUCUCCUCUAGGACGGUGCCGUUACGAGUGACCAGAGGAGAGUGCCGGACAAGAGGAGGAUGAUCAUCGAUGUUGUAGGCCAGGUAUUUGGUUUUUGUGCCAUUGAGUCCGAGACCUACUUUGUUGCAUUCAGUCUCUACUCUAAGGAGGAGUUCCUGGGCUUGUUCCACGGCGUCAGAUAGCAGGGCAAUGUCGUCUGCGAAGUCCAGGUCAGCUAAGACUUCCUUCGGGUGCCUCCUAGAUCUGCGUGGGGUGAUGGUAAAGCCCAAUUCUUCUUCCUUGCCAUCUGCCAUCGCUUUCCUCAGGGCAUAGUGUAACCCACCUCAGCUUUGACUGUCCUUAGCAAUAGCUAGAUGAUACAGAUAUGUUUCUUUAUAAUAUUAACAACUCAGUGGACCAGUAAAUCAGAAGACUAAAUUCGCUACAGGAGAAAGGGGUAUUUGAAAUUUGUAAUGAAUGACAGAGUAAAGGACUCAACUGACAAUAGGUAGGUUUUGUGUUGAAUUGUAUUAGUAACCGUUAGAAAAAAAAAUAGAAACCCUUAAAACAGAGAACAGCAUUCAUCUACAUAUGAGCUCAGUGACAAUAUUCACAAAAUAAACUCCAAGCAAAAUCGAAGAUCACAGUCCUUGUUGGGUGGCCCGCCACAACCACUGAGCCUCCCCUCUACCUUACAGAACAGGGAAGAACCCAGCGGAAGAAUUCUUCGUUUCUUGAAUCCAGGGAAGAAAAAGACCCGGCCUAUAAUAGGCCAGAAAUAAAUCACUAUGAUGCUCUUAUAACACUUUUUUUCAGAGCUAUAUGCAUAUAAACAAGCAUAAAUGUAACCAGCAUCAUUGUAGUUAUUAUUUUUGUACAUUAAAUUCUCUGAGCAUAUUUUAAAAUACUACUAUGAACAAAAUAGCUUAUAAAUUCUCCUCUGUUCAUCUCUCUUUUGGCUCACUCACAUAAAAAACAGUGUGAGAGUAAUGCAGACAAAACACAUCAUGUAACCCUUUUCUCCUUUACACAUAAACAUGAAAUAACGUCUCUUUAACUCAUUAACUUCAGCAACUACAUCCGCUUAUAGCGGAACAUUUUACUUUGCCGAUGAGGCUCACAUCAUUACAUUUUACUCACCAGAAACUCAAGCAGUAUUUACACACACACUUCUUCAGACUAAAUGUCACCCACACGGCUCAUCAGCAGUCCAGCUCUCACUUAAAAGAAACGGGGACAACACGAGAGUUCAGCAUGACGUUUUUUUUCUUCAAGCUAACAGCGCUCAUUGAUAGUGAACUUACAGUUUAACGGUCCGCAACCCGACCCACGGGAAAGAAAGAAAAGACUCCGGUCUCCGUGCCGAAUUAAAACAGCCUCCGUCUUCCUAAAAUUUUGCUCUCUUGCACUGAAAGUUAGUUUUUAAUCUGCGGUGAAGGAUUAGCGUGCAGCUACUUUGUCCAAGUCCGAGGGAGAGAGACCGGAAGAAGACCCCUGACCCCGAUCACGUCUGAUCGGUUACGUUGCGUCAUGUGAACUCCGCAUGUCACCCGAAUCUUGUACACAUCUUUUUUCUUUUUUUUUUUUUUUUAAAAAAAAAGCACAUUCAAAUGAACUAAAAUACCCUUUUUAAUAGAUGUAAUAAUUUGUGUAUUAUUACUGUUUUUCACCUAUUUAUUGACCUUUUAAUAUUUUUAAACCAUGAACUGAUUUAUUUAUUCCAUGUAGAAUCAUUUUAGGCGUGUUUAUGUAACCAACCUCGAUAUUUAUGUAUUUAUUUGUUUAAUAAAUUGAUGAUCCUUUCAUCAGAGCCUAGUAACCUGGGUUACAAUAGUCCAACACAAUGAUGAAGAGGAAUGGGGUGAGCGUAUCUCCCUGCAGAACUCCAGCAGUAAUGUCGAACUGCUCCGUCUCUCCAUCAGGUGUCAUGAUUCUCGCCUUGGUGUUAGAGUACAUGGCUUCAAUUGCUCUGAGCAGGUUGGGUGGAAUACCGUAUGCCUUCAAGAUCCUCAUCAUCUUCGCUCGGUGUAUUGAGUCGAAGGCUUUCUUGAAAUCUAUGAAGGUGAUGAUGGCUGGCAGAUUGUUCGCCUUCACUCCUUCAAUGAUUCUCCUCAGUGUGAGAAUCUGAGCCACAGUGGAUUGCCCAGGACGGAAGCCAUUUUGGUUAAUUCUGAGUUUCAGGUCAAUGACGCUGCGAAUACGAUUGAGGAUCAUCCUGUUGUAAACCUUGGCGACUAUACAUAUUAGACUGAUACCUCGAUAGUUGUUGGUAUUAGUCAGAUCACCAGUCUUGGGCACAGGGAUAAUGUUCAUGAACGACCAGAGGUCAGGCUUGUCAUUCUUCAUAAGCGCGUCGUUGCAAAACUGGAGGCAGAUCUCAUCGAAGUCACAGCAUUUGAAGACUUCUGGGGGGCUGUUGUGCGGUCCAGCUGCUUUUCCCAGCUUGAGUGAAGCUUUGACCUUCCUGAACUCAUCUAGGGUGAAGGGCUCGUCGUUGAUGUCCAGGUCUUCAAAGAUGUUAGGAAUUAGAUUUGUUGCAGAGAGGAAUGUGGUCAACUGAGACCAUGCAGAAUUAUUUUAACUUUAAUGCUGAUUUUGCUUAACCAGCUCUCGUAUAGCAGGCAGCAGAGGGCAUAUAUGUUUGCAAGAUUCACUCAGACUAACACAGUCUGAAUGAAUGGGGGACAGGUCAGGCUGGAUAGUGCUGCCUCUGGGCACAGCUGGCUGAAUUUUUAAAGUUCGACUCUGGACAGGGAUCAGCAAUUUGGUGAUCAAUGUCUGGAAUAUGGACUGCUCAAAUAAUGAAAUUACUCAAGACAUAGGGCCAGGUAAGGCGCCUCAUUAACCUAAUAAAUGGAACUGAAGAGUGCCCUUUGUUAAUGAUAUUAACGUUUGCCUCAUUGUCACAAAAAAAAAAAAAAUCAGUUUCCUGGACCAAUGUUUAUCCCAUAGGAGGCAAGAUAUGAAAAUUGGAUACAAUUUGAGGAGAGCAGUUGAAGACACAUUUUUUGGCACAGAAGACAGUUCAUACAGCCAAACAUCAGCAAACCACUGAUUAUUAAAACCCCCUCAAAACCAACAGAUGGUGCUGCGACUGUAAAUAGCUUAAUUGCAGGAGAAGAUUCCUGAUAGUCACUGUAAAAGAAUGAGAAGCUAUUCCAUUUUUUUCACAGAGGUGACCAAACCGCAGUUUGAAACUACAACCUUCAUCUAAACUUGCCCUAUCAUGGAGUUUCUCAACUGAUUUGGCGAGGUCAAGAAGUCUAAAAAUAUAAGAACCUCCCCUGAGGCAUGACGCGCAUGGCAGAUUAAUGUGCCCAAGCAAAGAGAGAAGUUCUCUUAUCGGUAGAUGUACUGCCUCUCGAGCAUAUCCCGUUACUUCUCUUUUAAGAUGCUUUUUCCCCUGAGUAUUUACGCAUAGCUAUGCCUAAAGGAUUAACAGGGGUAAUUGGAAAGGGUGACUAUAGGGGCCAAUUAUGAAUCCUUUCUAAACCUUUUCUCCAGCAACUAUUUCACAAUCUUUUAAAGCAGAUUGUAACUUUUUACUCACAGAGACACUUUUGGCAGCCAGACCAAACCUGCUAGGAACCCCUGAACCAGUCCUGUUAUCAAAUAAUUCACAAAACAGCAGUUAGGAUGCUUUGGCACUGCCUUCCCCUGCUCUGGGACAUUUGACAGAGUAGACAGCUUUAUUCUCUUUCCUUUUUUACAAGGCGGGUGCGUCUUGGGCAUGCUAAUUUCAGAUGCCUGUCCCUGCAGUAACUUGGCCUCUCUGAGUGGUAGGCUUAGAAGGCUUGGGUGGUUGGCCUGUAGCCACAGUUUUAGGGCACAGAUUGAAGGUGUGAGCAGGGGUGAAAGUAGGAUAAGGUUCUUGCAGAUGCUGUACCCGUAGGCUUUGUACAAGAGGAGCAUACCAAAGUUUAACGAGGUGCCGACUCUAAUGGCACAGUAUCAUCAUCUGUUGCAUCUCUCUUUCUCUUGAACAUAAAAUCAUUUUAUUAUUUUUCCCUUUUGUCUUAUUUUUGCAUUAAGAUUGAAGCAGCUGUCUCUUUAGAAGUUCCCCCCUUCCACAAAAGGCGGGAGGUGGGCCCCAGUGCCUAGGCAACCAGUAAAAGUGCGCAUUGAGUGCUCCCACUUGUGGAGUUUGUUUGUGGAAGCAAAUGCGGCUCACUCUCAAGCAGCAUGGUCCUAUUGAAUUACUACGGUUACAAUGCAGAGUGCAGACUGACAUGCAGCAACACACUAAGCAAAUGUAGCAUACAUACAUUGCAGGGGUGGAAGUCUGUGUACUGGCUGUAAACUGCUGAUUAUGUCUUCCCGGAUGGCGUACCACUGCGAACCGGCUUACUUAGACCCGCAGAUUGAGCAGAAAAAAGCUUGAUGCCCAGUAAAAUGUCUACUGAUUAGAGCUAGUCGCCUAUGGACUAAUCAAGUCUUUGGUUGAAUGUUUGAAUGUACAUAGCAGCUUUGCUGAAAAUGAUUUGUGAUACUCCUAGAAUAAUGUUCCUCCAUAAGUCAUGGCUUAGUCAGAAAUGAUGGCGAGAUAUGUGUCCAGUUCAGUUCUGUGUGUGCCUAGGCAACUAGCAUCCAAUCAAAAGUGUGCAUUGAGUGCUCCCACCUGUGGAGUUUGGAGGGUUGGGCCCCUUGCUCUGAGGGGAUGGCGCCGCGGCUGAAGCUGGAACUGCUAUGAUGCUGUGAGAGCAGUGUUAUCUUUUCUUGAUCGCUUUUCUGUUGACAGAGGAGGAAGAGAGAACUGCAGGUGAAGGCUCUAUGUAGAUAUUUUCCAUAAACAAGUUAAAAGCUCUUGAUGUGAGGCACCAUCUGGAGCUGUGAUGUUAUUUUUAAAGGACUUUCAGGACCCUUGACACUGGCCGUUCAUGAAGCUGGAGGAAAUAGAAGUUUUACUUGCUAGACCAGAGCUCCUGCAGAAGGGAACGUAGCUGUCAUUGCAAGGACUGGCUGCCUCAACUUCGCAUUGCUGAUGUAGCAUUUCAGAAAAGCAGUCAAUCUGCCAUGGAUCCUCGUCAUGGGCAGGGAUCAACAUGAUGAAGAGCAAGGUAGGAAAAAGCAGAAAUGCAGAUCUGAGUGUUUUCAUCAGUGGGAGCUUGCAGAGCGGUUGCAGCCUUGCAGAGUGGUUGCAGCAGGCAGAGUAGGCAGGAGAAUUAGUUUAAAUAGGGCGCCAUUUUGGUAUUUGCCAAUAGGAUGUGUGGAGGCGAUCAGCUGAGCUCUCAGCUGACUGAGGGCUGGCUUAAGAUCAGCUGUCUGUAUCCUUUAGCUGACUUCAUGUUCUGCCUGAACAAUCGCUAUGCUUCAUGUCACAAAAGUUGUUGGUUUCUUCCCUUAUCUAUUCUGUUUUCUGUUUGUCUACUUACACUGUCCUCACAAUUUCUCAAGCCGUUUCAAAACAGCAAUAUUCAAAGUCUGAAUACAAUUCUAGCACCUGGUUAUAAGAUGUUACAUGCUGAACAAACAGAGUUAUUUCCUCUCCAUAUUUUUCUGUGUUUUCAAGUUAAAUCAAACUUGUUCGAGAUUAAUGAGACAUUUAGUGGCUUGUGCAAACACUAAGGUUCAAGGUGUGAAUUUUGUCAAGAUGCAUUCUCACCAGUGCCAAACAGGGAGCAGCAACUGAGACUUUUAAAACUGGGGUCAUCAUAGUUUCACUCCAAGCCUUAUGCUAACCCAAAGAUUUUUUUUUUUUUAAGAAUCAGAUUUUAUUUUAUUUUCAGAAUUUAUAUAAAACCAUACAUCAUUUCAAUUCAAAUAAGGUAGAAAAUGACAAGAAAAGGAUAAAACAUGAGGGGAAAAAAACAAAACAAAACAAAAAGAAGGGUAAACAAAGACAAACCUCAACAACAACAACACAACAAUGUAUCAUCAAUUUAAGAAAUUCGGUCCUUGUACUUACAAAAAAGUAUUUUUUUUCAUUAGUUAGCUCUGUCUGGGACCUCCUCAACCAUUGUUUCCCCUCAGUAUAGUUUCACUUAGACCUAUAGGCAAGUAAUCCAUAUGGGGCCGUCAUGUGUCCAUGAAGAUAUCAUUAUUCCAUUUUAAUUUGGUACUUAGCCUUUCCAUCUGUAAAACUCUAAAAAUGUCUUUGUACCACUGAGUUACAUUGGGAGGUUUGCUGCUAGUCCAACUAAAUAGUAUACACUUUCGGGCCAAAUAUAAGAGUUUAUUCAAUAAUUUUGAUCUUGUCACAUCCAUAACUCUAUUUGUAAGUGGCAGCCCCAAUAGAAACUGGCCUGGAUCUUUACAUACCUUGUUUUUGAAAAUUGUUGUCACUUCCUUAGAUACACAUGACCAGAACUUUGAUAUUCUAGGACAGCUCCAGAAGCAGUGUAUAAAUGUUCUAUUUGUUAACUUACAUUUAAGGCACAAUGGUGAUCUAUUAGGGUCAAUUUUGUUCUUAACAUGAAGUGUCCUGUGCUGUCUAUGAAGAAUUCUAUAUUGCAUUUCUUUGAAUUUAUUGCUGGGAAAAAGAGAGUGAGUGGUCUGAAUACAUCCCUCUCAAGCAUCUUCAUUGUAUACUCUUAAAAGGUCCUCCUCUCAUCGCUCAACAAGCCCAUCAAUAUUGUGUUGGUUAUAACUCUGUAGACUAUUAUAAAAGUAAGUAAUAAGACCUUUAUUCAAUGUAAAAUUAAUUAUGAACUCACCAACUGGUCCAUUCAGUGUUUCUGUUUGAGUUGGCUUGAAGUUAAUACCAUAUUUUGAAGAGGAAACAGAAAUCCCUUCACUUGUUAAUUGGUCAACAUGUCUUAAAGCACUUACAUAGUAUUGAUUAGACAAAAUAUGGCUGACUGACUCAUUACAUUAGGCAUAUUACAGACAGCAGUCUACUACAUUUUUUUUUCUUUUUUUUUUUUUUUACAAUGAAAUGUUAUUGUACACAAGAAAAAAGGACCCCCAAGUUUUCUGCCUUGGAGUACACUUUCAAUUCAAUGGGUCUGUUUUCCAUCAAGUUAUCAGGAGAUAACUUGAUGGAAAACAGACCCAUUGAAUCAUUGAAUACCAAAACCAUUAAUCCAAAUGUUUUACAUGUCAACAUAAGCGCUUUAUAUCUAAAAAAAACCAAAAAAAAAACGUUUUCAUGUCUACUUAUUUGUGUUCACAGCAGCAGGCCGGCACAGCAUCUAUAUUCAGUACAUAUACUGUAUGUUUAUGGCAAACUAUAGAAGUGCAGAAGAGCAGGAAAGAUACAGCUCUGCUUCAAUGUCUCAAUUCUGGAUCAAUCAGUCUGCUGCUUUCCACACAAAAAACUUCCAAUUAUCUUGUGAAACCCACACAAUUUUGUGGAAACCGACUUAACUGCCAGUAGUUCAAUGAUGUAGUUAAAUCACUGUCAGAGAGAUCACCAAAGUGAGAGAGAGUGAAGCAAUAAGCUCACCAUAAUGUCUCGGACAUUGUUAUUGAUGAGCUCUCAGCAGAUUCAGUUUUCCAGUGAUUUCUAUUCAAUGUGUAUUUCUCUCUUAUUCCAAUUAUCAUAUUCUAUAACAUCAACUACAAAACCUAAACCAGUAUUUUGUGGUAACAUUUUGGGUCCUGUGCGCAAGUGAAAACAUGUCUACAAAAGUACUAUUAGGGUUUAGGAUGUUCACCAUUUUAUUUUAAUAGAUUUUAUCAGCUAUUUUAUAGUAUUUGAAGUUUGAAUAAUUUUGGAUUACUUGUGUACAUUUGUUUAGUAGUAUAACAUAUUUCAACAUUAGAUGAUUACAUGAAGUGCAUAUUGAUUAUAAAAUAUUAAUAAUCUCAGUUUAAAAGAAUUUCCUCCUUGCCCCUUUUCCUUUUUUUUUAAAUUUUUUAAUGUUUGUUUUUUGCUUCAUUGUGUUUUUUUUUUCUAGGUAAUGCUGUCACAGGAUGCCAGAAACACAGCCUGGGUGUCAUUUGAUGGACGAAAGAGACAAGAGAUUUGCCAUGGAGACAGGUUAGUCCACAUAGUAAGCUAAUUAUAACACCUCAGCCAUGAAAAUCUCAGCCAUGAAAACAAAGAGCAUUGAUAGGACUGAAGCUAGAUAGAAGAAGGAAAUCAUAUCAUCUCAAAUUAGAUUUUAGAUUAAAUCCAAAUACAGGCUUUACCAUAAAACCCUCUUUAAAAGCCUUUUCACCGGUGGUGUCUUAUGUGCCGUAACCAUGGACUAUGUUACUCUGAUAACUAUCUUUCUGGGUCUUAUAACAAGUUAUUUAGUAACUGAGAUAUCUGAAGCACAAUUGGACAAAUAAGGGCACUUUUUAUUUUGUGAAUGCAAACACCUUGAAUGUUCAGUCUUCAUCCUGACCUUAGCUUACAUGACAGAAUCAUUGUGUGUUCUUUGUUAUCCCUGUUCCAGUAUUACCAUCACCACCUCCUGCUUCCCUCUUCCUUCUAUCUGUUUUCGGGACCCAGUGAAUGACUGGUUUGAGAGCUUAGCCCAGUGUUUACACUGGAAUGUGAGAAAGAAGCAGAACUACCUUGAUGAGGAAUUCUGAGGCCUUAUCCAUGAAUUUCUCAAAGAUGCCAAGACUCCUGACUCUUAGAUGAAGCCUGACUGAUCUUUGCCUUUUUUUUUUUUGCAUUCAAAUAGGUCUGUCAUAAUAAAGCUUGUACUGUGUAUCUCAACUACUCCACUAAAUAUACUCAGUAAAUCAAUCUUCAGAAUCAAUAUAAAACAAUGUAUUUCUGAGUAUGGUGACAAGAUUAAUUGAUUUGACCAUUAAUACAGUUUUUUUCAAAAUUAUUCUUGCAGUAAACAUUGAAAUUUAUUACAUCUUAUUUGGAGCUAAUAAAGCAUUUGAGUAGUUGAACAGCUCCCAGAACAACAACAAUCUUUAUAGCUUGAUGUAUCAAACAUCCCUUGCCGCAGAAAACAAACACAUUGUACAGACAAAUGCACUACCCCUACUUUCAGAGGUCAACUAGGCUGCUAAUGUACUGACCUUCCUAACUAAUCAGACAGGUUUGUUCGCCAACUUUGACCUCUUGCCUAUUUAAAUGAAAGGCAAUUAGUAAUGACUGCAGCAAGAUGGUUGUGUCUGUAGUAGGGUCUUCUGUUGUCCAAAAGUUUAUAGUUAUGCAAUUUUCUCAUAGAAGUACCUGUAGCACGAGAUCUCUGUCCUGAGUCCACAUGUCUGAGCCUUCAGGAACUAGCAGCAAGUAGUUGCCACUCAGUAGUCGAAACUUCUUUUUAAGAGGUUUAGGGCCCUUUGUUGUCUGGUGAAAGAAAAAAGAGUAGAGGAUAAAGACAACAUUACAAAGUUUGAAUUUUAAAAUUCAAUCAUUAUUAUGUGUAUGUAAAAAAUGUGGCUUUGAACAGAGUUUGGCCUCACUUUUGGUCCAGGGCUGUCUGUGUAUCUGCAUCCUGUACACCAUUACAAAUGGAUAGUCUGGAGACAGGGCAAAAGUUUUCUGAAUAUUUAUCAAAAUGUUAAAGACAAAGCAAGGUUUUAGCAAAUACAGCAAUACUCAUGAUGGGUUUUAUUAGUCCUUCACAGCACUUUCUGAUCUGUAUAGGCUGUAUUGGCUGAGUGAGAUCGUGUUGAUUCGUUCCACUUCAGUGGAGCAACAUGAACUGUGAUUCAUAAAAUAGCUCUAUUGAUAGUAAGUACUAAAAAAAAAUAUCUACUCAUGCCAUCUGGUCAAUUUUUAGUAAUCAGUGUUUCGGUGUCAAACUGUUUUCUUUCUGCGGCGUAGUGAUACUUGCACACGCGCAAUCCAAUAUGCAGAGGGGUGAAGCGAUUUUUGUCACGUGGACCAAUAGGAGCCGAGUAUCAGAAAUACACAACCAUGGCGACGAGCGCAUCUAGCUGUGAGACAAGCGAAGAGGAAGAAAAGAACAGGUAAAAAGAAAACAGCCUUCAAAAGUGCAUAAAAAAGGAACACAACAAUGCUAUAUGCAUCCAUCAUCUGUCCAGAGUGAAGACGUUCUCGACUUUACAAGGACACGUUGGGAAACUUUGUCUCACCCUGUAGAGAAAGCCACUUUCUAAUACUAGUUCUGUAAGUUUCCCAACGUGUCCUUGUAAAGCCGAGAACGUCUUCACUCUGGACAGAUGAUAGAUGCAUAUAGCAUCGUUUCGUUCCUUUUUUAUGCACUUUUGAAGGCUGUUUUCUUUUUUUCCUGUUCUUUUCUUCCUCUUUGCUUGUCUCACAGCUAGAUGCGCUCGUCGCCAUGGUUGUGUAUUUCUGAUACUAUGGCAACGAGACUCGGCUCCUAUUGAUCCACAUGACAAAAAUCGCUUCACCCCUCUGCAUAUUCAAUUGCGCGUGUGCAAGUAUCACUACGCCGCAGAAAGGAAAUAGUUCGACACCGAAACACUGAUUACUAAAAAUGGACUGGCUGGCAUGAGUAGAUAUUUUUUUUUAGUACUUACUAUAAAUAGAGCUAUUUUAUGAAUCACAGUUUAUGUUGCCCCACUGAAGUGGAACGAGAUUCACUUUCUAGGCACUUUAUCCUCUGUCCCAAUACAGCCUAGUAAGAUGAAUAGCAGGGACAAAUCUUGUACUUUUUUUCUUUGUAGGCUGUGUUGUAAUAUUCUGGAAAACUUUUUUAAAUAUUCAAACCAAACUUUCAAAUUAUCUAUAUCAAAUCAGGAAAUAAAAGUGAUACGUCAUCAAGGAAUGCAACUGUUAUUUAACAUGUCUUUUAGGUCUACUAUGGGUAAGAGCAAACUUAAAGUACAUCUACAGUACACUUGAGUAGUGGUCCAAUUGUAAAGACUGUGCCUUAUACAUAUUUAUGUAAUUAAUGUUAAGUCGCAUUAAUGAUAAAGGUGUACAUUCCUGUAUUCUUUUUAAUUAUAUAUAUUUUGCAUUUUUAUCAUAACCACCAUUCACUGUUGUUUUUGCUGUCUGAAGCACAUGAUACUUGAAUCAUAAAAUAUAUCAAGCAUUUCUUUUUUGUGCUCAUGUUAACAAUACUUCAAAGGACCAGGAUACCACAACGUAACAGUUGUUCCAGACAAACAGACAGGGUUGAGUUGCCUUAAGCAUCUUUUUAAUUACCUGUAAACCCCAGUUCCAAUGAAGUUGUGACAUGAGGUAUAAAUUCUACAAUAAUUUUCAACCUUUUCAACUUAAAUUCAAUUGAAAACACUACUAAAAUAUUUAUGGUUCAAACUGAUAAACUUUUUUUUUUCUUGUAAAUAUUCACUCCUUUCGAAUUUGAUCCUGUUACUCAUUCCUAAAAACUGGUUCAGGGUCAUGUUUCUCUCUGUGUGUACUCAGUAAGCCUUUGUGAACUGAGGACACUGACUGUUGAAGCUUUGGAGGUUAAGUCUUUCACAGUCUUGAUUCAUGGACCAGUAAGGCUGAUCCACAGUCUGGGGUCUCUGUUGUGGUAUUUUGUGGUUCCAUAAGAAACAGGUCUGGACUGCAGUCAGUCCAGUCUAGUACCUGGACUCUUUGACUCUAAAGCCACGCUGUUGUAACUGGUGCAGAAUAUGUCUCGGCAUUGUCUCUCUGAAAUCAGCAGGGACAUUCCUGAAAAAGACGGGACUCUGAUGGCAGCAGAUGUUGCUCCUAAACUUUUAGCAUUAAUUGAGCCUUUACAGAUGUGACAAUUAGCCAUGGAUACUAGCACACCCAAGGACCAUCACAGAUGCUGGCUUUGACCUUUGACCUGAGAACAGUCUGGAUAGCCCUUCCUCCUAAGCCCUCGUGGCAAAACCCUUUAAAGGAUGAUGCAGGGUUUUUUUUAAUGCAGCGCUGUCUGGGGGGUCAAAGGUCAUGGUCACUCAGUAUUGGUUUUGGGACUUGCUGCCUCCCUGCAGAGAUUUCUCUUGAUUCUCUGAAUCUUUUUUGGACUGAUGAUCAAAUCUCUAAAUUCCUGCAGUUGUACACUGAGAAAAAAUGUUUUUAAACUGUAGGACUAUUUGCUUACACAGUUGUUGACAAAGUAGUAAACCUGGCCCCAUUCUUGCUUGUAAACAACUGAGUCUUUCAGAGAUGUUCCUUUUAUACCCAAUCCUGACCCUCCAAACUGGUGUUUUUGAGCAUUCCUAAAUUUUCCCAGACUUUGGUUGCCACAUUGUGCAGCAUCAAAGUAAAAACAAGUGAGUAUUUGCAAAAAAAAAAGAAAAAAAAAAAGAUAAUUAAGUUCAUCAAUGUAUUUCCUUUUGGGGCUCAAUUAAGUUCUUACACUGUAUUGUUUGAACAUUAAAUAUCUUGUCAUGAGGCAAAAAGGGGAAAAAAUCCAAGGAACUCUAUUCAUACUCUUAUUGAAAUGGCAUGGUCAUGUGGACCUGAAAAACAUAAUUGGAUGUGUUUUUGGCAUCAAGUCUUCAUCAGGAAGUUAUACAAACAGAUGUUAGGCUGCUGUAGGUCCAUUUAAAGAGGUGCUCCACUGAUAGGAAGUUGCCACAUGGGCUUAGAGACUUUGCCUGAAGUUGGUGACAAACAUACCAACCCUCCAGCAGAUGUUGUUAUUAAGGUCAACGACAGUUCCAACAACGUUUAAACUCAAAAUGAUGACACUAAAAAAACAAUAGGUCUGGUUUGGACAGUUGUACAAUGGAUACACACUUAAACACAAUGGCUCAUUGUUUAAACAACAUACUUCCUUUACAAGAACACAGUAAAAUCCUGUUCUUCAUUUAGACCAGGGUAUUUUGUGACUUGUAGUUUAUUAAUCCAGAAUGCCCCCUUUUGGUUCAGUUUUCUUUGUCACCCUUUCUGAUGGUCAGUGGGAUGUGGUCAAUGCCAAUGGUUCGUAAUAAAGUGGGGUUGCUGUUGUUAAUUUUACUUUCUUUUUAUCUGUUUUUUAGUGUCAUGGUUUUGAGGUUAGACAUUAUUGGAACUGCUAUUGACCUAAAUAACACCAUCUGCUGGAGGGUUGGUAUGUUUGUCACCACCUGCAGGUCAAAUCCCAAAGCCCAUGUGGCAACUCCCUGUUGGUGAAGCACCCCUUUAAAAGACCUCCUGCAGCCUAACAUCUGUUAGUAUUACUGAAAGGCUUGAUGCUGAAAUGCAUGAGAUAGGUUUAAGACCAUGCUAUUUCAUUAGUAUAGUAUAGUUUAUUUUAUGAAGAGAGUGCCUUGGAGUUUUUUCUCUUUUUGCCACGUGACUUUGUGGAUCCUAUUCCAAAGAGCACCUCAAACUUACACCUCACCUUUUUUGAGUCCAGGAAGCCCCCCCCACCCCUUCCUUUUUUUCUUUUGGUCUCAUUAAGUAUCUUGUUUUUGUAGUGUAUUCAAUCGAAUGUAGCUAUAGAGGGAUUUGCAAAUCAUGUUAUUCUGUUAAUUGUCUUAAAAGCAAUAACUCAUAUCUGUAAAUCUAAUAAACUUUUUCAGGCAGCGAUUAAUAAAUGUUUAUGGUAUGUAUUACUCAAGUAAACCAAAUGAGUUCUAAUCGGCAAUCAUUUUUGAUAAUCAACUUUGCUUUGAUUUUGUAUAUGUAUUUAGUUGCUUGAAAAACAUGGUGAAGUCUAUUUGUUUAUCAAUCAGUUUACAGUUUGUUGUCGCUGAGAAUAAAUGUUUUGUAGUUUUUAACUGAUAUCAGCAAUUUUGUUUCUCUUGUUCCAUUUGAAAUACGUUUGGAAAACUACACUGUCAUAACAAGCAAUUAAAAACCAAUUCAGUUUUGGGAAUUUUUUUAAUUACAUUUUAUUUCAGUUUCUGGAAACUGAUGGUUAUUUCAUUACUAGUUUGAAUUGUUUAGUCCCAAAAGGUUAAAGUGUUGACUCCUCUUUCCUGUGACAUACUGUCAGCUUUUAAUUUAAAAGUGCUUUUUGUUUGUAAUUCUGGUGAUCUUUCUAUCAAAAAUUGCUAUAUUUUUCCAAAACACUAUCAUAUAAUAAAUGGGAAGAAAAUGAAACAAGAAAGUGUGAUCUAUAUAUUUUUCCCAUUAUAGUCUUUAUUUCUCUUGUACAAUACAUCAAAAGCAUUGCACACCACAUAUUCAUAAAUAUACACUUACACACAAACACACAUGGUAUGGUGAGAUAGACACUCAGGGCUCUAUUUUCAUGUGCGGCGGAGGGUGGCGCACCCCGCACAGUUGUAUUUCAGAGUCAGGCACAGACCAGUGCAAUAAAUAAUAAACAACAACCAAUAUUUAGUGCUACUAUCUGAGUCAUCACAUUCAUUUAUAUCUAUAUCAAUAUAUUCUGAUGUUCUAUUCUCUGACUGAGGCGCACCGAGGUCCGCCAAGCUGGGUGUGAUGGCGCGGCAGGGGGAGGUGCUGACAGAAUCAGCUGGCGCAGUGACAUUUUCGUGCCUGCCGGCGGCAUAGAAAGUGCGCUGAAAACUCGCCAAUUCAAACCUGGUCAGCUUUCAGCACAGGUGGAGCGCAGCUGGUCUAGUGGUAUUUUGGUAGACCAGCGGUGAAGUGCGCAUACGUCACCAAAGCCUCACCAGCAGGUUUCAGUGCAAUAAAUAAUCAACAACAGCCAAUAUUCUGAGUCAGCAAAUACAUUUAGAUCUAUAGAUAUAUUCUGAUCUAUAUCUGAUCUAAUGAGUGCGUUUGGCAUGCUUUUGGACACUCAAUUUCACAGAAUAAACACAGCUGAAACCACAUUAAAUUGAAUUAAGUAUCUAGUAAAUAGACACACGAUGAAGUGAACAAGAUAUUUAAUUCAUCUACCCCCUAUUUCUAUCUUCCUCUUAUUUCUCACGCAGCUUUACCUGGUCAUGUGUCCGUGCCCUCUCCCUGUCCUGCUGCACCUGCUGCUGCGGCAGCUGAACAGAUUAUCUAUUUUAGUGAUCAGAUGAGUUAUUUACUUUAAGCCUACAUACGAAUAUUAUAAUAUUCAGUUUUGUGAGCCAAAUUUAUUUUAUAUGCCAACAUCAAUGAAAGAAAGAGCCAGUCCACAGAGUGCAAUGCAUCCUUUACGCACAGAUGGUUCCGAUUUUAAUGCCAUUAUUGGAAUUUAUGUUGUGAUCUGUGCACACAACCCACCUUUGUCACGUGAAGUUUAAAUAUAUACAACUUUAUGUGAUUGUCUUUAUUUGUGGAAAAGGGUGUUUGUCUUACCAGUGGGUCCAACCUUACACACACUAAAUCCCUCUGUGCUUAUAUGAGACAGUGUGCAGGACGCCCUCUGCAGCGUUUACAGCGACAGUUGUUGAGGUGCUGCCUUCUGUCGCCAUCGUGUGGCAUUGCUGUCUUCAGCCAUCUCUUGAUCUCUGAAUACUUCAUGAAAAUUGUAAUACGCCUCGCCGGUGGCAGAUUUAAAGGAGAGGAGCUUAUGUGAUUGGCAAAAACAGGUCUCAGCUGUGUUAAACAUACUCCACCCCGUAUCCCCUCCCUCUCUAUGACUUAUGCCACUGGGAGGAGCUGAGUUAGGGAGGGGGGAUACUGACGCUGGGCUGCGCCGCUCACCAAAAUACCAAAAUGUGCUUGGGCACGCCUUGUCGGCGCGGCAGACCUGACUUACGCCGCACCUACGCCACGCUGCCGGCGAGGCCUGAAAAUAGAGCCCUUAAUCAUGAAUUGUCAUGCAUACAAAAACAGUUGAAGUUUUAAAACUUGAAUGAGGACGGUGUUAAAGAAAAAUUACUGAACAAGAAUGACCACAUGGUGUACAACUGGAAAACUUGGCAGGAAAAAUGCAAAGAGCAGAAGAGAACAUUGUAAGGAGGGAAAAAUACCAAAAGCAUGAGAGUAAGACGAAGCAAGAGUAAGCAAAAGAGCAAGAGAGUCAGCACAAGAGCACCCCAAUUUUACUAGUUGUAUGUUCUUCAAACUGGGAGUGUCUCUGGGGUGUGUGUGAGAGGAGAGAGAGGAGGGGUCGCUGGUCUCCUGCUGCAGCUUCUUUAGAGGAGACCUUCAACAUCCCUGAUUACUUAAUCAAAGUUAUACUUUUGGCUGCUGGUAAAGCUGUCAGAUGUGAUACUCACUCGCUAUGAUUAAUGUUAUCGAAUUCUUGGUUCAUAAUAAAUGAUUUGAUACUAAACCCAUACUAGAAAAGCACUCGGAGAGCGCAGACCUCCGCCAAGCCGCUCAUGUCCCCCCUUAUAUUGUGAUUCACACCAAAACUUUUACUGUUACGUGUCUUUUAUUAACUUUUAUUUGUGUUUAAACUGGUAUGUUCACUGUUCAUAAUGUUCAUAAAACAACAAAGCUCAUAUUAGAUACAUAGAUGCAUGAUUUAUUAUGCAAUAUUUGUAAUCGUACACUUCCUUGUAUCUUCAAUGGUUAUCUUUCAGCAUUGAAAAUUCCAACGACACCCUUAUUUUUGUGUGUUCUGGAUCACAGUAUCCAGAAUUUUGUCUGGAUCAGGAUCAACCUUUGACACCUCAUAAAACUCAUUGAGAUCCUUUUGUGUAAUUUUUUUACUAAAGACUCUGGCCAUUUUUAUAGAGUUCAAUGCAAAAAUUCCCAAAUUUGCCCUAUCUCACGAUGAUAAAGAAUCCUUCAAAAAAUUCCUGGAUCCAGAAGGCGAUCCGGAUCACCACCAAAAUGUAAUGGGAUCCUCCUGUGGCUGAGACACACCUCUGGUGAAAAUUUCAGGUCAAUCCGUCUGUAACUUUCUCCGUAAAGUUGCUAACAGACAAACAAACAAACAAUCAAACAAACAAACCAACGUUAGCAAAAACAUAACCUCCUUGACGGAGGUAAUAAAGAAAUGUAGAAUGACAUGAAACUUUCUCAUUAUGUUUGAAGUAUCACACUGAACAUGCUAAAUUACUCUGAAAUGAAACAGAUAGUAACACAUAGAAACUGUGAGCAAAAAAAGAGUAAACACAUGUGAAUGAACUUCAUUGUGAUUAAUAAUGCAUUCUUUCUACUAACAUUCAGAUCAUUCAAUGACAUUAUAGCCACUUAAUGGUUAAAAAUACUAAAUAAAUGAUGAAAACCUGAACAUUUCUAAACUAUCCUUGUUACUAAGAGUAAAGCUCUGAUUUAUAUUCAAUAAAUUUAACUCUUAAAAGUUCAUGAAACAGUCUGAAAAGCUGUUGGUCUAAGGAAACGAGAAAAAAAAAGGAUUUAUUCUGUCAGAGUGAUAGCUUGGCUUCUGGAGCACAUAGAAAAACAGGACACAUCUCAUUUUAACACAAAUUUCAUGAUUAGACAGGUUAGUACACUGCUGAAUGCAUAAGAUGUCAUUAUCAGUCACUUGUAUUUUUUCUCAGUUUUGCAGUCUUUAUCAGUACAUGGUCAAGUAGGGUUUUAUGACAGAGGUCUGGUGGUUUCUCCAAAUUGAGCAAUUGUGAAGAGCCAGAAGUUUGGGUCAACCUCCGAUUGGGUCAGUUGAGUAACCUGAAGGUACAAACAAGUCUGGAAAGUUUUAUAUUAUCCUGUGUCCUGGGACAAGAUAAGGAAUCUUUCCUAUGAGAAAGGUGUGAGUUUCACACACAGGGUUGUCUUGAUGCUACACAGGAGGAAGACAGAGAGUGCAAAAUCAUCCAGAUAUAGAGCAUGUUCAAAAUUGUGUCACAAUACUGUUGAACAAAUACUCUAGAAGGGGAAAAAAACAACCGGAUCAACCAUUAUCUGGUAAGGAAACCAAUUCAGAUAGCAGUAUAUAACCACAAGUUAAUGUACCACUGUGAUCAAUGGACCAACAUCAGACACUGACUAUGAAAUUAAGAGAUAAUGUACGAAUGGACACACACAGACAUAAGAAGAAGAAGAAGAAGAAGAAGAAGAAGAAGAAGAAGAAGAGGAAGAAGAAGAAAAAGAAGAAGAACUGUAUUAAUCCCCAAAGGGAAAUUCAAUUGUCUGUUGUCUCAGACAAUGUCUCAAAGGGUUAUCUACUAUUUACACAAGAGUUAUAAAGUCUAAUGGAUGUUGGUACAAAAGGUCUUUUGAAUCUCUCUGUCCUGCAGCAAAGAGAAAGGAGCCCUCCACCACCGUUGCCCCUUUGGUCCAUCAAGGUGUUGUGAAGUGGGUGAUCCAUGUUCUUGAAAAAGGCUCCACUUUCCUCAUAGUAGAUCUCUCCAUCAUAUUCUCCACUGAGUCCAGCUUGAGUCCAACCACAGAGCCAGCCUUUUUCACCAGUUUAUUCAGAUGUCUUGCAUCUUAGUGUUUGAUGCCUCCUCCCCAGCAGACUGCAGCAAAGACCAUAACACUUACCACCACAGACUGAUAAAACAUCUGCAGCAUCUUACUACAGAUGUCUUUUGAUCUGAGUCUUCUCAGGCAAAAGAGAAGGCUCUGCCCUUUUCUGUAGAUGAAGUCUAUGUUAUUAGACCAGUCCAACUUAUUAUCAAGGUGUACACUUUAUUUUUAUAAUGUCACCACUUCGAUGUCCACUCCACAAGUGCUCACUGGCUGAAGAGGGGGUUUGGAUCUACGAAAGUCUAUGAUCAUCUCCUUUGUCUUUGAGGUGUUGAGGUGGAGAUAGUUUUUGUCACUCCAAUCACUAAAGGCUCUUAUCAGAUCCCUGUAUUCAGCUUCUUGUUCAUUUUUGAUAUAUGCCUUGAUAGCUGUGUCAUUUGAGUAUUUCUGGAUGUGGCAGGACUCAGUGCUGUAUUUGAAGUCUGACGUAUACAGUGUGAACAGGAAUGGCACCUGGACUGUCACUUAUGGAGCCCCUGUACUGCUCAUUAAUGUCCCAGAAACAGUUCCUCAGUCUGUGGCCUUCCUGUCAGGUAAUCUGCGAUCAAGGAAACACAGGGAGGAUCCACUCCCAUCUCUGUAAGCUUGUCUUUGAGUAUGGUGGGUUGGAUGGUGUUGAAUGCACUUGAAAAGUCGAAGAACAUGAUCCUCACAUAAACCCCAGGUUCCUCACAUAAUCCCCAGGCAUGGUGAAGCAUGUAGAGGACAGCAUCAUCCACUCAGAUGUGUUCUUUGUAUGCAAACUGCAGGGAAUCCAAUUUGUCUUUGAUCUCAGACCUCAGAAGGCGUAGAAUCAGCUGCUCCAGGGGUUUCAUGAUGUCUGAAGUGAGGGCCACUGGUCUGUAGUCAUUGAGUUCAGCAGGACAUUUUGUUUUUGGUACUGGCACAAUGCAGGAUGUUUUCCACAGAGCAGGUACCCGCCCCAGCUGUAGACUCAGGUUGAAGAUCCUGUGGAGAGGUUGACACAGUUCUGCAGCACAGUCUUUAAGUAGCCUUGGACACACCAUCUAAACCAGCUGCUGUCCCGGGACAAAGUCUUCCAAGCUCCAACCUCACCCCUGUUUCUGUGACAGACAAGGACUGAUGUUCUAGGAGGGAGGUAGUUGAAGUAGUUCAGACAUUUGAACAAGAUGGAGGAGGAAGGGGAGAAGUUGUAGUGGAGAUUUGUUGCAGAGAGGAAUGUGGAGUAGCAGUGGAAGUGAGUGUGACAGUCAUGUCAAAUCUGUUGAAGAAUAGGUUGAGUUCAUCUGCUCCUUCCACAUCACCCACCACUGGCUGUCUUUUCUUUUGACUGCUGUGUCCAGAGAUGGUACUGAUUCCUCUCCACACUUCACGGAUUACUGUGUUGUCAAUUCUUAUCUAACUUCUUUUUGUACUCCAGUUUUGCCAUCUUCAGUCUCCUCUUCAACUCUUGUUGCACUUGUUUGAGUUGUUCUUUGUCACCAUCUUUAAAAGCUUUCUUUUCAUGGUUAAGGAUUGCUUUUAUGUCACUUGUGACCUAGGGUUUGUUGUUGGGGAAACAGCAAACAGUCUUUGUUGGUAUAACUGUGUCUCUACAGAAAUGUACAUAUUCAGUAAAGCAGUCAACCUGUUUGUCAAUGUUCAUACUAUCCACAUCUGUUUCCAGCAGCACAUUCUAGUCUGUUGAUUUAAAACAGUCCCUUAGAGCUUCACUAGCUUGAGGUGUCCAUCUUCUGAUUUUGACUUUGGUCACAGGCUGCCUCAGUACACAAGGUCUGUAACAGGUUUGCAGAUAGACCAAGUUAUGAUCUGACUUGCCCAGUGGUGGUAAGGUAGUGGCUCUGUAGGCUUCUUUGACGUUGGCAUACAGCAGAUAUAGGGUUUUGUUUUCUCUGGUAGGACAGUUCACAAACUGUGUGAAUCCAGUGAGGUGAGAGGAGAGGGUGACAUGGUUGAAGUCACCUGAUAUUAUUAUUAAUGCCAUUGUAAUCAUAGACAAACAGCAGCGGAAAGCCGUUGUGGUAGAUGUCGCCAUCCCAAGCAAUACCAACAUCAGAAAGAAGGAACACGAAAAAGAGAAGUACCAAGGGCUCAAAGAGGAGCUACAGAAAGCCUGGAAGGUGAAGGCAACAGUGGUGCCUGUGGUCACGGGGGCACUCGGGGCAGUAACCCCCACACUGUAUAUAUGCACAUACACCUCAAGCUACUGAAGCUCUCUAAAGGACUGUUGCUGGAAACAGAUGAUGACAGUAUGAACAUUGACAGACAGGUUGACUGCUUUACUGAAUACAUCAACUUCUGCAGAGACACAGCUAUACUGACAAAGACUGUUGGCUGUUUCCCCAACAACAAACCCUGGAUCAAAAGUAGCAAAAAGAAACCCUUAACCAAAAACAGGUAAUAUAAGAUAAGAUGUUCCUUUAAUGGUCCCACAGGGGGAAAUUCCAAAUUUACAGCAGCAUAGUACAGACAAAAGAAAGCUUUUAGAGACGUUGACAAAGAACGAUUCAAACAAGUGCAACAAGAAUUAAAGAGGAGACUGAAGAUGGCAAAGCUGGAAUACAAAAAUAAGAAAGAGAGGAAUUUACAACACAGCAACAUCCAUGAAGUGUGGAGAGGAAUCAGUACCAUCUCUGGCCACAGCAAUAGAAAGAAAAGACAGCCAGUGGUGGGUGAUCUAGAAAGAGCUGAUGAACUCUUUAACAGAUUCAACACUGCUGACGUACCCACUGCUACUCCACCUUCCUCUCCGCAACAAAUCUCCACUACAACUUCUCCCAUUCCUCCUUCAUCUUGUUCAAAUGUCUUAACCACUGCAACUGCCUCCCUCCUCAAACAAUGUCUGUCACAGAAACAGGGGUGAGGUUGGAGCUUGGAAGACUUUGCCCUGGGAAGGCAGCUGGUCCAGAUGGUGUGUGUCCAAGGCUGCUUAGAGACUGUGCUGCAAAGCUGUGUCAACCCCUCCACAGGAUCUUCAACCUGAGUCUACAGCUGGGGCGGGUACCUGCUCUGUGGAAAACAUCCUGCAUUGUGCCAGUACCAAAAACAAAAUGUCCUGCUGAACUCAAUGACUAUCGAAUUAUGGCCCUCACUUCACACAUCAUGAAAACCCUGGAGCGGCUGAUUCUACGCCUUCUGAGGUCUGAGAUCAAAGACAAACUGGAUUCCCUGCAGUUUGCAUACAAAGAACACAUUGGAGUGGAUGAUGCUGUCCUCUACAUGCUGCACCGUGUCUUGUCUCAUCUGGGGGAACCUGUGGUUUAUGUGAGGAUCAUGUUCUUUGACCUUUUAAGUGCAUUCAACACCAUCCAACCCACCAUACUCAAAGACAAGCUCACAGAGAUAGGAGUGGAUCCUUCCAGUGUUUCCUUGAUCGCAGAUUACCUGACAGGAUGGCCACAGUUUGUCAGGCUGGGGAAUUGUGUUUCUGGGACAUUAAUGAGCAGUACAGCGGCUCCAAAAGGAACAGUCCAGGCACCAUCCCUGUUCACACUGUAUACGUCAGACUUCAAAUACAGCACUGAGUCCUGCCACAUCCAGAAAUACUCAAAUGACACCGCUAUCAAGGCAUGUUUAAAAAAUGAACAAGAAGCUGAAUACAGGGAUCUGAUAAGAGCCUUUAGUGAUUGGAGUGACAAAAACUAUCUCCCCCUCAACACUUCAAAGACAAAGGAGAUGAUCAUAGACUUUUGUAUCCAAACCCCCUCUUCAGCCAGUGAGCACUUGUGGAGUGGACAUCGAAGUGGUGACAUUAUAUAAAUAUCUAGGUGUACACCUUGAUAAUAAGUUGGACCUGUCCAAGAACAUAGACUUCAUCUACAAAAAGGGUCAGAGCUGCCUCUUUUGCCUGAGAGGAUCAAUAGACAUCUAAUGUAAGAUGCUGCAGAUGUUUUAUCAGUCUGUGGUGUCUACAGUGUUCUGUUCUAUGCUGCAGUCUGCUGGGGAGGCAGAACCAAACACAAAAAUCCAGGAGGAUUGAACAAACUGAUUAAACUCUGUGGUUGGAUUCAAGUUGGACUAACUGGAGGAUGUGGUGGAGAGAUGUAAGUUCAGAAGAUCUUCUGUACCCACAGCCAUCAGACUUCACUACUCUUUUACAAAUAGUAGAUAACUUUUUAGACAUGACAAAUGAGACGACUGAUUGAAUGUCCCUUUCGGGAUCAAUAAAGUUCUUAUUCCUCGAUCAGCAUUAGUCCCUACUGACUUUGAUGGGUGAAUUUAACAGAUAAAACAAAUUCAUGAAGCACUGCAACACAGGUCCAUGAAAUAAUUCAUUAAAUAGUGAUUAGUGAUCACAUAGUGAUCUAUAAAUAUAGAUGUAUAGAAGCCUCCUCAGAAAUUGUUAAGAAAAUUUGCGGCUUGACUCCUUCAAGAUUUGGUUCCAGGUUUUAUUAACACUGAAGGCCCCUAAAUUACAUCUGACCAUUCCAAUGUGCUUCAAUCAUGCAUUUAGAUCAGGUCUGAAUAACCCUGUGCAGGGGUUUUCGAAGUGUGGGAUAGCAAGCCCCCCCAAAGAGAACUCAAAAGCAUGCCGCCCCCCCUUUACCCCCCCUAAUUAUUAUUACUAUUAUUGUUGUCGCUUUGUAUGUUCCACACAGGCUUAAAAAAGGUUUUAAACAAUAAAUGUUACACACAUCUUUUUUUUUGUAAACAUCUUCAAAGUGUUUAUAUGUUCUUAAACAUAUUUUUAAAACAUUUUAAUCUUUAUGUAUAUGUGCUUACAUAUCUUUUUGAACACAUUUUAACAUCUGUAUGUUUUGAACAUUUUUUAAAACACAUUUGAACAUCAUGUUUUUAACAUCUUUUUUAAACACAUUUUUAACAUCUUUGUUUUUAGCAUGUUUUUAAACAUAUUUUAACAUCUUUAUGUUUUUAACAUCUUUUCUUUAACACAUUUUAGCAUCUGUUUUUAACAUAUUUUAACAUAUUCUAACAGUUUUUUUAUAUUAUUUUGAAUACAUUCAAUUUAAGGCCUCUGUGUAAUUCCUUAAAUCAGAUAAUAAACAGAUCAACGUCAGUCAGAGAUUUUUUUUAUUAUCACUGCGCACCAUGUACAGCGCUGCUUUUCAUAUCGCGGUCUCAACAUCAUGCAUAACUCCUUUCCAUGACGGCAAUAAACAGAUUGCCAAUCUUUCCACCUUAUUUUGCUCACCUCUGUUUUAGUGGGAACAAUGAGUCUGUGUCUUUGAUGCACACAGGCGGUUGAUGCAGGGCUGCACUGUGGAAAGGAAUAAAUGCAGAUCAUCCUCUACCUGCAGCCAUGACCGGUACUUUCUUUUAAUCAUUGUCAAUGCGGAAAACCCGCACUCAUACAAGUAAGUGGAGGUGAUGAACACCUUCACAGCCUUUUUGGUGAGGUGGGGGAACUCGGUCUCCACAGACAGCCAGAAGUGUGCAAGUGACACCACACUCAUCUUUUGUUUCAAGUCCAUAUUAGAGUUCAGCUCGACAAGGGCCUUCUCGUCCUGCAUGGUCAGUCCAUCACAGGGUGCCACUGGGAAAGAAAAUGGAUUUCUCACUCACUGAUUUGCCAAGGUCUCCUCUCAAAAAUAGUCUCCAAACUGCUCACGCAACCCCUUCAAAUGUGCAAUGACCACCUGUUGCACACAGUCCAGUUGCAGUCCUGUCUUCUCCACAACAUCCUCCAAGAUUGGGAACAUUUCCACAGAGCCCCAUUCAAUACAAGCACACCACAGAUCUAACUUUUCCUGAAUGCAGAGACUUGAUCGUGUGCCAAAAAGACCUGGCACUCUUUGCCUUGCAGAGAGGUGUUUAGUGUGUCAAAGAUAUCAGACAGAUACGCCAGCAUUGCAAACCACUUCAUGCGUCCUCCAUAUGCUUUACCAGUGGGGAGUUGAUUUCUGGGAGGAACAUGAGGACUUCCUUGCGCAGAUCACACAAGCGGGUGAGGACCUUGCCCCACGACAGCCACCGGACAUCGGAGUACAGGAGCAGCUGAUGGAAGUGAGCGCCCAUCUCAUUGCAGAGGGAGGAGAAGAGAUGGGCAUCCAUGGCAUUUGAUUUAAUUAGGUUGACAAUUUUUACUACCUCAUCCAGGACCGCGCGCAGCUCUUUGGGCAUCCUCUUGGUCGCCAAAGCCUGGCGAUGGAUGAUGCAGUGUGAUCAAACAGCGGCGGGUGCAACUGCUUGCAGCUGUUUCACCAGAAUGCUGUGGCAGCCUUUCAUUGCCCUCGCACCAUCAGUAAAUAUUCCACAACAGUGGCUCCAGUCAAUAUGAUUUUCCUGAAUGAAGUCAUUCAAAGCCUUGAAAAUUUCUGCAGCUGUAGUGCGAGCUGGCAGAGGAUGGCAAAAUAGAAACUCCACCUGGACACCGGGCUCUCUAAUUAAGCAUAAUACACCAUUAGCUGUGCACAGUUAGCAACAUCAGUGGACUUGUCCAGUUGAAUGGUGAAGGAAGGGCUCUCAUGGAUAGCAUCCAGCACCUGUUGCUUCACAUCAGCUGCCAUUUUAGAGAUGCAGCGCUGGAUGGUGUUGUCAGACAUCGGGAUGGCAUCCAGCCUGGCAGUAGUAGCUUCGCCCAUUAGUACCGAACACAUAUCUUUGGCAGCAGGGAGGAGCAAUGUCUUACCAAUGUUGUGGGGUUUCCCCACCUUUGCAAUGCGUAACGCUACACAGUAUGAUGCCUCAGUUGCCUUGGUAUUCACAGUGCCAAAUGCCUCGAUGACUUUCUUCUGUGACCGCAAUUCAUUAAGUUUCCAGUCAACAAACUUCCGCGGCUUGGUCGUUAAACUUUGGUGCUUGGUUUCAAUAUGAUGCUGGAGUUUACAUGGUCGCAUACUGUUGUUAGCACUAGCGGUUCUAGGCACGGGUGAACCAGGCAGCCACCCGGGGCAUUUGUGUCAUGACUCAUGGGGGGCGGCACAAGCACUUCCAAUAAUAUUAAUAACAAAUCUGUGGCGCAAAGCGGUUUUGUAUUAACCCUUGUCAAAUUGGUGCUCCCUGCUGCUGUAGAUGCCCCUGCUUGCUGCGAAGGUGCUGCACAGAGGCUGACAGACUGUAUGAGACGAAGCGGGGAGGGGUUCGCGGGGGACAGUUCUGCUCUCAGGAUUGUUCUCACUCUGCCAGUGAGAGCAAUCCUGGUGGCUCAAGCAGAGAGGAGCUUCUCAAAACUGAAGUUGAUAAAGUCGUACCAAAGGUCAACCAUGUCUCAGGAACGGCUCACUGGCCUUGCCGUCAUCAGCAUCAAUCACUCAUUUAAACCGGGACAGCAUGUACGCAUUUCAACCUUCCAAACUGGGAGCGCGCUGCACAUUUCUCCUUGGAAAGCUGGGAGUGUGGAUAUGUCAUUUUGUAACAUUCUGUAGUUUUUCAAUUAUUUCUGGAAUUGUGGCGAAUCAAGUCAUCAUACCUGUCUGCCUCUGAUAGGCUAAUAAAGUGAUCAGAUUCAUGCUCGGAUCCUACUACAUGCUUCGUGAGGAAAGUAAACAACGACAGAGGCAGAGAGCAGCUUUGGAGGAGAAGCAUCCAGCAGUGUGAACAACCUCUUCAUAUUGAGGUCUAUGGCUCACACCAGAGCAAUGGAUUAAACAGAGUGGCGACAACUUCAGAUCUCGCCGCCGGAGCGGUCACGUGAUUCAUGUACCCCUCAAUAGUUCCAAGCGAAGCCUGCACUGUCCAUGCUCUUCAACGGGACAGACUGCAGUGAGCGCGCAUUUGAGAGGUAAAUAUUAAAAUUAACCGUGAAAAUUCAACAUUUUCAACUCUUAUUGGAUUACUGUGUACACGUCAAAGUCACGUACAUAUAUUUAGUGGCUGGAUGACAAAAGUGAAAUAAGAUAAAUAAAUAAAUAAAGUGAAAUAAGACAAGUUUGUCUGGGUGUGUUUUUGGAGGGAAACUUUGCUAGCUUCACUAACUGGAGAAUAAGGAACUAAGUCGUAACCUAAUGCAAAGCGAUCUCUUAUUUAGCAACAUAAGGCUAUUCUUGAACACUCUCUGACAUUGGACAAUGAUGAUAAAUGAUGGUUUUCAUUCAGAGAUUUUAUGUGGGCAAUUUAAAUGAAUGUCACAACCUUGUGUGUGUGUGUGUGUGAAAACAAGAAGAAAAUCAAUCAAAAAAUAUAUGAGACGGCUCAAAAUAAACUAAUAUUGUAAAACCAGGGGCCUGUUGCAUAAAAGUAGGAUUAAGAUAUCCAGGAUAAGUGACUGAGCUGUGCUCAACGAAUCCAAAACAAGAGUGUCCAGGCUUAUUCGGUCGCAUAAACGCUAAUCUAGGAUGAGAAGAAACGGAUUCAUCAAUUCAUCCGCGAUCGAUCAGAUUCACCUAUUCACCAUGACAACCAGAGACGCAUACUUCUCCCUGUCGGAGCAGGAUAUAUUUAUGGAAGUGUAUGAAGAGGUAACAGAUCAAAUAAAAAAAAAAGAAACACCGCCACUGCCAUAAAACAGCAAGAAUUGCAGACCGCCUGAAUGCGUAAGUAUUGCACAAAUACACACUCACUAUUCCUCUGAAACAUCACAAUUGCAAUCCAAAUAGUUAAUUAACAUCUCCAAAAACAUAGUUGUAAUCUACUCUGAUUAUGAAACAGUUGAAAUUGCAAGUGAAAGUGACUGCAGAGAGAAAUUGUGUAAAUCCAUGUUUGCUCCUCAUGCUCAUUCUGUUUCAUUCUUCAUUAAAGCUGUCAAAUUUAGUGACUUCAUUUGAGUAAAUAAAUUUGUGGAAUCAAAUGAGUAGAAUUUUUAAUCAUAAUUAUGAUUUAAUCAUAAUACAAUGCAUUUAUCAUUAUUCUCCUUUCCUCCCCAGCUACAAGAAGAUGAACAAGAAAUAAAAGUUGACAUGAGAUUUUGGUGUCUGCUUGUUUAAUGUAUGCAGUUAGGGCUACCAUAGAUAUGAGACUUGCCAUUAAAUCAGACUGUGGAAUUGCCAUCUGCCAUCCUACCUAAGUGCUAUGAUUGGUUGGAAGUCAAACACUAAUGAUCAACUGUAUUAUUAAGACUAGAAGAAAUGCACAUAAUGUACCUGAAAUGCAAUGAUGAAAAGUGCUGAUGGUUUACUUGCUUUGAUUCAUCCUUAUUCAAUAAAGGAACAUCAUGUUACUCUUUGUGUGUUUUAUUUGUAUACAUAGAUUUAAUAAUAGCAAAAUCAUUUAUCUAAAAUGAUUGCAAUUAAUGAUCCCAAAUGUUUAAAUAAUGACAGCGGGUGUAGUUAAAUGUGAUAACAAUGUGUAGUGGGCAGUGGCAUGAAUAUUAGUGUCCAUUUGUGGUGACUGCUGACUGAGAUAAGGGAUAAGAUUGAACAGAUCCUGGAACUAGCAGGCUAGCUCCACAGAAUAAGUCUCCAUGGUAACUUAUGUCAUAACAUAUCCCACUUUCCCCUAUCCUACUUUUAUGCAACUGGAUCACGGAUAAAUUGAUUCAGGAUAAACAACAUAUCCCGGCUUAAUCCCUUAUCCUACUUUUAUGCAACAGGCCCCAGACGUAUUUGUCAUCAAUAACGUGUAUGCAUUUAUAAUGUAUCAUUUAAUGUCAAUACAGGUGAGAGUGGACUGUUACCACCAAUGCUACUGGACAAUCACAGAUACAUACAAAACAUUACAUAUAAACACAUUUAAUAAAAUAAAUGUCAAAUACAGGCAGCUAUUACCACUUUCAAACACACAUUUGGUCACUUGAAAAUCAGUUGAAGCACUGGGCCACAUUUUCCCACAUUUCCACACUACAGCAGCAGUGAAUAACAGAGAAGCUCUUCAGACUGUCCAGCAUUGUUAUGAAAGUAGUCAUCUUUUCAGCUCUGAUUUAUAAUGCAAGUCUCAGGGAUGACUGUUAAGGGACAUAUUGUCCACUUUUACACAACAUUUGAGGCUUGACAGCUAAUUAUCUUUAUGUUUACCAUUGUACAGUGUAGAGACCAGUGAUGGUUGGCUGUGCAGCAUUUGGGUGCACCAACCGCUCAGAGAGGGGCCAUCGAAUGUAUGGUUUCCCUAAAGAAAAGGAGAGGCAGAAGAGAUGGCUGGCGAUGGUCAGCAGACAAAAUUUUGAUGUCAAGGCUGGCAACUGCAACAGUAGAAAGAUAUGUCAGGUAAAUGUUUAUAAAUGUGACGUACAACAGUUUAAAUUUAUAAGGUCAUUUUAUUAGAGCAGACAGAACAACAUUUCAAUUCUAUCUUGCGUAUACAUUUCACACUGAUUUUAAGAGUCUCUCUGCAGGUGCAUUUUGAGGACAGUCAAUUUAUUUGUACAAAAAAAGGACACCUCAGGUUAAAACCUGAUGCCAUACCCACCUUAUUUUGCCAUCGUCAAAGGCCAAAGAGAAGGAGAGCUCCCGAACGGCACAUGUCCUCAACAGAGGUUCACCUGCCAAGCGAUGACCACAACUACUGUACAAGAAAUGAUUUUGGUAUGAUACACAGUUGUCUCUACAGGCAUCUUGAUCUAUUUGUAAUGAAAAAUUUGGAUUUAAGGAAUAGUUGGCCCUGAUUUGACAAGGGUUGUGUUUGUUUCCCACAGUCAGUGUGGUUCAACAGCUGCGACUCACUGCCCACAGAGUCCUGUGAGCGCAGUUCUUUAGUUCUCAGUUUCAACUACAUGGAACUACUUUCUGUAGCAUCAAAACCUGUUCAGGACCACACUUAUGGGACUCCUGGGGGGGUUGAGUAGCAGCUGAUAAACCACACUGACUUUUGAAAACAAACAACACUAGUCAAAUCAGGGCGAACUAUCCCUUGAAACAGGACAUGAAAGAAGGCGGUGAUGUAAAGGAAGCAAAUGCAUAUUAACUGAAACAAUACCAUGUCAUUAUUACAGAAAAUGAGGCAGAAAUUGAGGCAGAGCAAAUAGGAGUAGGCAGCCCACAGGUAGACGUUGGUGAGGUCCUCGAAGCUCCAAGGGACAGUCAGUCAGGGGCAGCGAGUGAAGAAGCCACUGUGACAGGGGCAAGCGAUCCAGGGACCAGUGAUGACAGGGCAACUGUUGAUGACCUAAGAGAGCAAUUGAGGAUUGAGACACUCCAAAGAAAGAGAGCAGAGAGGGCUCUUAAACAACAAAAGAAAAUAAAUUUGGGUUUAAGAAAGAAGAACAGUUUAAUUCAAAAAAAGUUCAAAUCAAUUUUUAACACAGACCAAAUUCAGUCAUUAGGAAGAGAGAAGACGAGAGGGAUACGCUGGAGCAAUCAGACCCUGAAAAAAGCCAUACAAAUUCGAUUUACUGCUGGCACAACAGGCUACAAAACAUUACAAAAAAUGAAAAUCCCACUACCUGACAUUAGGACUACACAACGGAGGAUGCAGCAUGUUAAGAUGGAGCCUUGAGUGUUGAUGGAGGUGUUCAAAAUGUUAAAGCUGAAGGCAGAGGGAAUGAACAACAUGGAAAGGGAAUGUGUACUCACACUGGACGAGAUGGCCAUCACUCCAGGUGUGGAGCUGCAUAUGGGAAUGGGGAGACUAUUUGGCAACGUAACACUUCCUGGUCACACAGGGCAAGCAACGCAUGCCUGUGUGUUUAUGCUCGCUGGUGUAACAACACGCUGGAAGCAAAUUGUUGCUUACCACUACAGCGGUAAUUCUACAGACGGCUCAGUUUAUCAGCCCAUCAUCAUUUCCAUCGUAGAAGCUGCAGCAUCUGUGGGGCUUCAUGUUAUAAAUAUCACCAGUGACAUGGGGAGUCCCAAUCGGGCAAUGUGGAAGUCAUUUGGGGUGACCCAGGAUAAGCCAUGGAUACCCCAUCCUGUUGAGCAACACAGGCGGCUCUAUUUCAUGGCUGAUGUUCCACAUCUUGUCAAGAAUUUGAGAAGUGCCCUCAUCCGGGGUCAAACCAUCACCAUUCCACAAGAUGUGGUGCACAAAGAGCAGCUGGCGUCCAGUGUCGUAUCUGUUGAUCCCCUAAAGGAUCUUGUUUCCUUCCAGGAGAGCAUGGAACUUAAACUGGCACCAAAACUGUCCCGUGCCAUCCUUGAGCCUAACCAUUUUGAAAAAAUGAAGGUUAGUUCUGCGAUGCAUAUUUUCAGCAAGGCAACGAGUGCUGCCCUGAGGUUCCUUGUGGAGGAGGAGCAGCGACCACAAUCCUACCUUGUGACAUCAUGGUUUUUGUAGAAGAUGGACCACUGGUUUGACCUCAUGUCUUCCCGGAAUGUUGUUACUGCUCUCAGCCUGUUCAAAAUGGAGGAGUAUGAGAAAGCCAUCCACUUUCUCCAGGACAGCAUCCACCUGUUUCGGGGCCUGAAGAUCAGUCACCUGGGCAGCUGGAAACCAGUCCAGACAGGACUUGUGAUGGCCACUAGAGUGAUCCUGGAAGUCCAGCAAGACCUGUUGAGCAAAGGGCACAAAUUUGUUCUCACAAGUCGAUUUACACAGGACUGCCUGGAGAACACCUUUUCUUGCAUUCGUCAGAGGAACCCUGUCCCAACACCAGCAGAGUUCCACUACGCACUGCGAGCUGUCACUGUUGGACAGUUCCUCACCACAAUACCUACCGGCAAUUACUUUGAUGACGGAUCUGACCAUUUGGCAGACUUCCUGGAUUCAAAAAGAAGCAGCUGCAGUCCUCCUCCCGUGUUGCGUCUGGAGCAGCUGGAUGACCCAGCAUCACCACCUGACUUCACAAAAACAGAGUCCUGUGUCCUCUACCACCUGGCAGGAUACAUUGUGAAGAGGGUCAUCAGCUGCUCACUUUGUGAGGAAUGCCAGAGCUCCCUAACAGAAAGUGAAAAUGCAAGUGAGAGAGAUGUUCUUCUCAGAUUGAAGGAGUUUAAAAGGGGGGCACUAUACCGGCCAUCUGAUGAGGUUUUCACUCUCAUUCAGAGUGUGGAGCAGCUGUUCCAGGCGACCUCAGUUGACUCACUCAUGGAAUCAACCAAUGCAGUGGCAAUGCUGGAACAAGCGGCAAUGAAACUUGACAGCAACCUUCCCUCAUGCCAUGAGCUGCAGAAAAAAAUUCUCACCAGAUACAUCCGGCUGAGGUUGAGAAUUGCCUCUAUGUUCAUCUCCGCUGCAAAAAAGAAAGACACACAGAGAGGGUGCUUUAGCAGCAAGAGCCAAAGCAAAAGGGGAAAAAAAAAAACAGCUACAUCUACUGCAACAAUGGCAACGUCAUCUAGGCCACUGCCAAGCUCCUUACUGGUUGCCAUGGACGUAUUCGGGCUUUCCAUCCCUUCUCCAUCACCAGCAGACUCCAGUAGUCCCUCGCUGCAGCAGCUGCGACCAGCCGCUGGCAGCAGCCACCAGCCAACGGUGUCCACCCCUAGCCAACACCAGCUGCGGCUCUCAGGGGCAGCAGCAGGAGGAGGUGAACCUAGAGAACAACCUAAAAAUGUCAACCUCAUGUCAGUUUGUGUUAAGGGAGUAGGAUAAUAAUUUACAUUUCAAUUUGCAGGUCAAGGAGAAGGUGGAUUUAUCCUGAUCUCAUCCACCAUCAGCAGACCCCAGUAGUCCUGUGCCACAGCCAGGUGCAAGCGGCAGCAGCAACCGCAAGCAGCUGAAUCCAACGGAGCAGUUUUCAAUGACCUCCUCUUUUGCCUGUUCAAAGUUCAAAUAGAUUAGAUUUAAUUAAAGGAUGUUACAGUUGUUACUUUUUCACAAGAGAAAAAUAAUACAAUAAAUAAUACAAUAAAGUGGUAAGUAACAGGUGUUACAAGCUGUUUAAACAAUUGUGCAAUGUUUUGGUCUUGCAGCAUGGCCUGCAUAACAUUUCUCCAUGUUAAACAUACGCCUUAAAUGCUGACAGAAUUUAAAAAGUAGCAGUCCUUUUACUCUAUCAUCCCAUGGUAUACAUAAGCAGAAAUCAAAUUACAUAGCACUUAUGUGAGUCUAAAAAGAAUAAAUUCCACAUAACAUUGGGUUCUGAUAAAGACUGAAAUCUAAAAUAAAGCCCAGAAGUAACCAUCUCAACAUAUGACUGAUGAUGAUGAUUUAUCUGUGAUUCAUAACUCAGUCACACAAUAAAUUUUGGCAGGCCUCUACAGCUGACGACGUCCAGCUAGCAUGCCGUGGCUAAAAAAUCGAUCCCAAUUCCUAACUAAAACAACGUACUUACAUUUGUAAUUACAAUUUGAGCAUAUUAAAAUUAAAAACAUUUUACAUAUAAAAGGGUCCCUCGAUACCAUUAACACGCGUAGUGGCAUUAAAUUCAUUGAUACAAUAUUUUACCUCAUGGAGUGUGGGAGCGAGCAGUGGCUAAAAAAAUCGAUCCCAAUUCCUGACUAAAAAACGUAAUUACAUUUGGGAUAUACAUUUUUACAUACAAAGGGGUCCCCUCGAUAUCAAUAACACACUUAUUGGCAUUAAACUUGUUGAUAUUUAUCAUUUUACCUCGGUGAGUGUCUGUCUUGUGGCCACAGAAGUGAACGGCAUCCGACGUGACAGGCGGUCAUGUUGGAACUAAUAAGCGUUCCAUAACCCGGAAGUGGGGUCCGCCGGGCUGUACAACGUAUGCCUAUGGGAGUGUCGCCACUCUGUUUUAAUCCAUUGCUCUGGCUCACACUAUCGGCGAUUUCUAUGAGUGUUGCAUGACUUUGGGUGAGCACAGACAUGAUCACACUGUUAGACACUUAUUCAUUUAUUCAUUUUCUAUUUUUUCAGUGCUGCUUUUGUACUCGCAUUAUACCCUUUCAACACUUUAUUUUUUAUAUUUACAUUUGCAUUGGUGGACACUUUAUCAUGACUGCCACUUGUUUUACUGAAAGCAAAUAGUUUGUUAUUCUCCAGUGCAGAAUCUUUACUUUUAUUUAAACAGCUGCUUUAUUUCAUUUAAGUUUGUUUGUUCAAGGUUUUCAAUAAUGUGAUGAAGGUUUGAAAAGCUGAGAUAUCAGCUUUUUGUAAACCUCAACACUUCAAAAAACCUCAGGAUCUGGGGGCCCUGCGCAAAAUUGCCCUCAGGAUUUCAGAGGUGUGUCCCAGACAGGGUUCAGAUCUUAAUGGGUUAAUAGGGUAGCAGAUUUCUUCUGAUGAGAUUAUUGAUGAUUUUGCAUCAAGGAAGGCAAGAAAGGUCAGGUCUUAGUUUUAGUUUGUGUUUUCUGUUCGUAGAACAAUCAAAUUUUCUCUAGUGUGUUCAAAUUUGUGUGAUUUGCUAUGUAAGAUUAUUAGUCUAUAUUUUGUUUCAUAUUUUAUAUUAUUCUUCUCUUCUCAUGCUGUCUUGUUACAUUUUUCUUAAAUAUUUGCCCCUUUUAUGUAUAUAGUGUAUAUUUAUUAUUUAAGCUCUGAUAACCUGUUUUGUGCAGAAUUGCCCUAUUGUCUUUUGCAAUGUUGGAGGUGGAGAAUAUGCACCUUAAAAAGUGUCUUUCCUGAUACAAUAACUGGAUUUUCUGGAAGUGUUUUGUAAAUGCUUUAUUGAAGGAUUUGUGCAAUUGAGAAAUCUAAGUUUCUUUUUUAUUGUUGUUAUGUUGGAGGUGGAGAUGAUGCACUUUAAAAAGUGUCCUUCCUGUUCUGCACAAGAUAAAUAACUAAAGUGUUUUUUUCUAUUGAAGGAUUUGUGCAAUAGAGAAAUAUUUUAUUUUUGUUUUUGUUGUUGUUGUGUGUGUGUGUGUGUGUGUGUGUGUGUGUGUGUGUGUGUGUGUGUAGAUGAAAUACAUGAAAAGCCAAACUUUAAAUAAUCAGGGUCAUACUUUCUCCGUUUUCUGCUUGCCCCAGAAUCUCUCAUUUUCACUUGCGAUACUAAAAUUAGAUCCAUCUUGACUCAGAUGUUUACACAUUUUUUUCAGGUUUAUUUUUUCUCUCGCCUCGCCUCCCCUAAAGCCCUCUGGCACCCCCAGGGGAGCAGCCUAUUGUAUUUACAACUGGAAAGGGGACAGGAGUUAUCUCUUUAAAACAGUGAUGAUCACCUUGCCUUAUUUCAGCAACUGCAGCAGAAGUUUCAAAUACUGCGACCACAUUUGUCCUGUCAAGGGUUUUAUGUCCCACACUAUGAUCAAAAAAUUAAUCAUGCAGCUUUGGAUAGUCUCCUAAAAGUAGAGCCAUUUACUAAAGGUUUUGUGUCUCACUUUUACAGUAUUUUACAAAGCUUGAAUUAUCCAUAAUUUAAUUUAUUGAGGGAUAGCUGGCACAGAGAAUUAAGUAUCAAAAUCAUAGAUGAAGUGUAGAAAACUUUAAACUAUGGUUUUAAGUGGUUCAAAGAUCGCAUUUCUACCGUACCAGAAGACAAAAACAUUUGAGGAUGGCAUGAUGCUUCCCCACUCUGUGAAAUGCUUUAUAGAUUAGGGAACCUUGUCUCAUCUCUUCCUACAGUGUAAAAGUUUGCAACCUUUUGGGAAUGUUUUUGACUUUUUUUCUAAAGCCCUUUCAGUAUUUCUCAACUGCUAAAAUUCCAAACAGUAUUGUCUGAACCAAAUGCUCAGUGGCCUGAACUCAUUGAUUUAAUCAGUCACUCUCUUGGCAAAACCAUUAACACUUUUCACCUGGUUAGACACAACUUGCAAACACAUUCUCAUUAACUAAAACACAUGCACUUGUGUUGCAUAAUUGUAAGCACAGGUAGCAAAAAGUUCAACACAAUUGAAGCACAGGGGUCCCAAUGACUCAAAAUUGAUCACUCUUGUGGCUAAUGAUGAAAGGAAAGCAAUAUAAGCCAGUUCAGGUUUUUUUUUCCCGUUAUCUGAUCAAGGAGAAUGUGGCAUGUGAAGUCCUGUGGCCUGACCCAGCACAAAGACAUGAUGCUGUGGCUGAAUGAUUGUAGUUACUGUAAGCACUGGAAUUUGAUAUUGUAGUUUACACUGUAAUGUGCUUCUCGUCAAGAUUUUUCUGUAUUUUUACUAUAUACAGGUGCUAAAUUCAGAAGAUUUUUGUUUUUACAAAGUUCAUUUAGCCUACUGUGAACAAUGAUUUUUACAGCUUUAUGUCUUGAGCAUUGUGUAUUUCAUUUUUUUUGUAGUGUAUAAUGACUGCUUAGUAGUGUUUUUAAUUUUGAUUGGCUUGGGGUAUGAUCUGACAACAUUGCCUGGUUUUGAGUGCAUAUUGAACUGUUUUGAGGUGAUUGGUUUUGCAGAAGACGUUAAAGGUUUGGUGAGUGUAAUUUGAUAAUUGGGUUUUGUGCUUGUAGUGUUGAGAAAAGCAUGGUGGAUGUAAAAAAAAUGUAUUUCAGCGAUUAAGAAAAACCGUGAAAUAGAGUUGCCCCCAACCCCUCUGGCAGCAAUAUUUUGGGUGGCAGCGCAAGGAAUAGUAAAAAAUAGAUAAAAAGCUCUAGCUAUUGUUCUGGUCACACUGCUGGCCUGGAAACUAUUCCUUCAAUCUUGAUAAUCUUAGAAGGCUCCUCAUUUGCAACCUUUCAGUUAACAAAUCAUUGACUAAAUCAGUUGCUGUGAUUGGAAUGACAUAACGUCUACCUACUACAAAGUAAUAGCAUGAGAGUGUAGUCAAGUAUAACAUAGGGUCCUAAUCUCAAAGGAUGUGAUAAGAAAUUAUAGAGAUGUUUCUACUUCUUGAGAACAGUUCAUCAUAAAUCAGUAAAUUAGUUCCUUUGUUUGAUUUCUGUCAGGUUAUCUGUCCUGCUGUCACUUCCUGGAUGACAACCAGAUUGUCACCAGCUCUGGAAACAUUACCUGGUGAGUUGUGAUGCUGAAACAAAUGCAGGUUAAAACAGUACUGUUGAAUUAAAUUAUUAUGCGUGCAUUAAAACAUUGUUGAAGUGUCAGUGCAACAUAAUAAAAAUUUCCAGGUGCACCUCAAUAAAUUAGCACAUCAUGGGGAAGUUUAUUUUUUUUAGGUAAUUCAGAUUUAAAAAUUGAAACUUAUGUAGAUUCAUAACACAUACUUAGAUAUUUCAAGUGUUUAUUUGUUUUCAUUUUGAUGACUGUAACUCACAGCUCUUGAAAACUCAAAACUCAGUAUCUCAGAAAAUCAAAACAUUACUUCAGAUUAAUAAAAAUAAAGGAUUUUCAACUCAAAAAUGUUGGAUUACUGAAGAGUAAGACAUGUAUAGCACUCAGUACUUGGUUGGGGCUCCCUUUUCAUGAAUUACUGCAGCAAUGCGGCAUAGCAUGGAAACCAUGAGUCUAUGGCACUGCUGAGGUGUCAUGGUGGCCCUGGCUGCUCUGAUGGUGGCCUUCAGCUCUUCAGCGCUGUUGGGUCUAGUGUCUGGCCAUGGUCCUCAAACCAGUUACCAGUACUUUCGGCAGUGUGAGCAGGUGUCAAGUCCUGCUGGAAAAUGAAAUCAGCAUCACCAUAAAGAUGUUAGAUGGCUGUGCUGACUUUGGACCUGAUCAAACAUAUAUAUAUAUAUAUAUAUACAUAUAUAUGUACAGUGCAUCCGGAAAGUAUUCAUACCACUUCACUUUUUCCACAUUUUGUUAUAUUACAGCCUUAUUCCAAUUAAAUUCCUUUUUUCCCUCAGAAAUUCUACUCAAAAUACCCCAUAAUGACAAAGCGAAAACCUUUUUUUAGAACAUUUAGCAAAUUUAUUAAAAAUAAGAACACUCAACUGGGACACUUGUCAGGAUUGAGGGAAAAAUGAAUGCAGCUAAGUACAUCGAUAUCCUUGAUAAAAACCUGCUCCAGAGCGCUCAAGACCUUCGACUGGGGCGACGUUUCAUCUUCCAGCAUGACAGUGACCCUAGGCACACGGCCAAGAAGACAAAGGAGUGGCUUCAGGACAAGUCUCCAAAUGUCCUUGAGUGGCCCAGCCAAAGCCGAGACCUGAACCCGAUUGAACAUCUUUGGAAAGACCUGAAAGUAGCUGUGCACCGACUCUGCAAGGAAGAAUGGGAAAAACUCCCCAAAUCCAGGUGUGCCAAGCUUGUUGCAUCAUACACAAGAAGACUGGAGGCUGUAAUCGCUGCCAAAGGUGCUUCGACCAAGUAUUGAGUAAAGGGUGUGAAUACUUGUGUAUAUGCAACAUUUGAGUGUUCUUAUUUUUAAUAAAUUUGCAAAAUGUUCUAAAAAAAGUUUUUCGCUUUGUCAUUAUGGGGUACUUUCAGUAGAAUUUUUGAGGGAAAAAGGGAAUUUAAUCCAUUUUGAAAUAAGGCUGUAACAUAACAAAAUGUGGUAAAAGUGAAGUGGUAUGAAUACUAAAAAAAAAAAUGUAUAAAUAUAUAUAUAUCCUUUUUUUUGGCUGCUUAUGGAUACUUCUGCUGGGUAAAGAGUUCACUUAAGAGAGGCACUACUUUCAUUGAGAAAAAGAAAAUCUAGACAACAACAUACAAUCCCAGAGGACAUCAGGAGGUGUUAGAAUGUGCUGGUACAAAGGUGAAAACAAAGCUAGGAGGUGGCGAUAUAAACCCUUUGUUCUAUCAAUCUUCAUGGGGAACGUCAACUCUCUACCCAACAAAAGUGAUGAGCAGGAGAUAUUGGUGAAGACUGAGAAAGCAUACUGUGAGUGCAGUCUCCUGUGUUUUAUUGAAACCUGGUUGAAUCAAAACAAUUUGGACUCCAGUGUGGAUCGACCUGGCUUCACUCUCAUUAGGUCAGACAGAGAUGCUCAAGCUAGUGGGUGGUGUAACCCUUCACACAUAACUGUCAAGGAGAAGUUGUGUUGUCCAGAUAUUGAACUGUUGGCAGUUGCUCUUCGGCCAUAUUAUGUCCCAAGAGAAUUCAGUCAUAUCAUAACAACAGUUGUUUACAUCCCACCUAAAUCAACUGAAGAAAUUCCAUGUAAUGUUUUGCAUAAGUUUUGCAUAAGACUUUGCCCCGGGAAGGCAGCUGGCCCAGAUGGUGUGUGUCCAAGGCUGCUUAGAGACUGUGCUGCAGAACUGUGUCAACCUCUCCACAAGAUAUUCAACCUGAGUCUACAGCUGGUCGGGAAAACAUCCUGUAUUGUGCCAGUUCACUCUAAAAACAAUGGGUUAUUUCUUCAACCCAAUUCCUGGAUUUUUUGUGGUGAGUUAAAUUUCUGGGUUAUUUUUCAGAUCCAUCCCCAUUUCUUGGGUCAUAUGGAUUCUAUUGUAACCUAAUUUGAGGGUUAUUUGAAUGGGUUAAUAAUUGUGGGCUAUUUUUCUGAGAGUAACCCAAUAACUGGGUCAAAACGUUGGGUUGACUGCAUGGUUUCUAGGCCUAAUGGCAAUUAAAGUGACCUGGUGACCUUAUAUAUAUAUAUAUAUAUAUAUAUAUAUAUAUAUAUAUAUAUAUAUACAGUAUAUAUAUAUAUAAAAAACUCUUCUCUCGCCCACCCUGGGCGGUAUUGUGUCUCUUCAAGCUUGGGUCCUCUACCAGAGGCCUGGGAGCUUGAGGGUCCUGCGCAGUAUCUUUGCUGUUCCUAGGUUCCUGCGCUAACAAGGUCUGCGUCACAUGCUGAGAAACCAGGGCACUGUCAUGACAAAUAGGCUACUGAAACAACAUAGAGAAGGCAAUGGACACGAGAUGAGAACAAGGCUCUGUUGGAAUGCUACUACUCCAGUAACCCUAACCAGCGGGGUUACAUGAACAGGCUGAUGGAUACAAUACCCACAGUCAAUGCUAACACCAAAACAGCUAGUAGCUUCGUGUUCCAACAUUCACAAAUGGCAGCUGCUAUCAUGACUGGAGAUUGAGGAGAUACAACACACCAAGAUGCCAGGAUGCCAUGUCAGAUGGGGGAGUUAAGAUUGACUCCAAGCCCCAGAGUUUAACAAAGAGCUAACUGACCUGAAAGAUAAGGCUAAGAUGUGCUCCUGUGAACCCCGACACCGACUUGCAAGGAUUAGUAAAGUACCUCUGGAGAUCGAUGUGAAUGCAGUGAUGUGAUAGUGAAGACAACACACCCUGUUGCAUCUGUUUCCAAAUUACCUCAGAUCUUACUCUAUUAUCAUUCAGUUUGUCUGAGUUUUUCAACCUUGUAAGCAUAGAGCAACUCACAGACAAGAAGGUUUCUACAGAAAAACAAUUUGGUUUUGGAAUUUUCCAAUUAGAUAAAAUCUUUCUCUUGGCAGCUAAAAAAGCUAUGCCAACUGUUUUCCUUUCCUGUUUAGUUUUCAGCUGUUCAUCCCUCUGACCCAACAGACAUAACGCUGGACAUGGCAAAAUAUUAACAUUAAAAAUUUUGGAAAUCAACUUGCAAACUUCUUCCCAAAACAAAUUAAAAGCAGGGCAGAACCACAACAAUAAGAAUCAGGCUUCCCACUUGCCCACAUUUAUGCCAACACAGAUUUGAGGUACUUGGAUCCAUUUUAUUAAGUCUAGAGGGAGUAAUAUAGGCUCGGUGGAGAAUUUUCAUUUGUGUUACUCUACCUCUGAGCGAUUUGGAAGUUGUUUUCAUGUCACGCCAAAUGUUUCCCCACUCUUCAGGAGAUGACUGAACCCAUAUGUCAUGUUCCCAUUUUGACUCUGUCUUAGAGUUUAAGUUUGAAGUGGAAUAAAGUAACAAUUUGUAUAAACCUGAGACUACUCCUCUAUUUGAUGACAGAACUUUGAAUUUUUUCUAUCAGUUUCAUAAUUAUAAUCCAAAUUGGUUUUAGGACAUUUAGAGACAAUUGAUUUAAACUGGGAGUACUGUAAAAAACUUUUGGUAUUCAGGUUCAUGUUAUAUCUUUUCACAAGUUCUUCCAAGGGUAGAAUCUCUCUGUUCCCUACAAUUUGAGAGAUCUCUACGAUAUUGUGAUUACACCAUUUAUUAUUAAACGGAGGACUCCCCGCAGCUUUAAAGUCAUUGUUAAACCAUAUCGGGGAAGAUGGGAUGCAUGAAUUUGCAAUAUCUAAUCUUUUGUGAAUUUCUCUGCCUAUGUCACAUGAAAACUUAAUAAUGCAAUUAUCCAUCCUCUUAGGUGGAACAGGACUGUACCAGAGUGAAGAUAGUGACACUAGUUUGUUCUUCUCCUUUACAAGAUGUUCUUCAAGUCAAUCCCAACUUCCUUUGUCUCUAAUCUUUUUAUAUCCCUAAGUAAUUAAGUAUCUGGCAUUAAAAGAAAGAUAAUAUAAAUAAAGAUCUGAUAUACCGAGACCCCCUUUAUCUCUUGGUAGGGAUAAUUUUUUCCAAUUAAUUCUAGGCUUCUUGUUCCAUAGAAAAGAGGAGAACAUUUUGUUAACACAGUCAAACCAGGAUUUUUCAAUAAACAGAGGAAUAGAUGACUAAAAAAUUUAGUCUGGGGAGGACAUUCAUCUUUAGCACUUCUGCCCCAUAAGGACAGAGGCAGGGCAGACCAUCUUUGAGGUCUUCCUUUGUGUUAUUCGAUAAGGGUUUGGCAUUUAAGUCCACUAAUUCAUUAAUAGGUGAUCUGAUCUCAACUCCUAAAUGUGUCAUACCUUCUGAUCUCCAAAUAAAAGGGGCAGAACCAAGAUCAUUAACGUGUAAAUUUGAAUAGGGGAAUGGCUUCACCUUAAUUCAAGUUUAUUUUAUAGCCUGAAAGUUUAUGGUUAAUGGUUUCUAAGACUUUGGGUAAAGAAUGUAGAGGAUCUGACAACAUCAGUAAAAUAUCGUCCGCAUACAUAUUUAAUUUAAAAUCAUGACCACCAAUACAAAUACCUGUAAUCUCCUUAUCUUGAUGAAUAGCACAAGCCAAUGGUUCAAGGGCUAAAAUAAAAAGCAACAGGGAAAGGGGGCAACCUUGUCUAGUAGAUUGCCAUAGUUGGAAGGGAGUUGACAGUAUUCCAUUACUUUUAUAUUAUAGAGACAGGUUCUUCAUAUAACACUUUAAUCCAUUGUAGACACCUUGGAAGUCUUGAAAGGGACUCAAACAAAAACAACCAUUCAAUUCGAUUGAAGGCUUUUUCAGCAUCCAGUGAUAUUGCUACCACUGGAUGCUGAAGAAAGCUCGCUCUCUGCAUAGUUUGCGGGAGUCGUCGCAUGUUGUCUAAUAACAGGCGCCCCUGGAUAAAGCCAAAUUGGUCAUUGUUAAUUAAAUAUGUAAUAACUUACUUCAUUCGCCUUGCCAACAUUUUCGCAAAUAUUUUGUAGUCAUUAUUGAACAGGCUUAUUGGUCUAUAGUUUUUCACAUCUAAGUGGUCUUUCCCUGGUUUAGGCAGCAAUGAAGUAAUAGCCGAUCUCAUUGUUGGUGGCAUUAUCAUCUGGUCCACAAUCUGGUUAUACAAGCAAAGUAGCAUUGGCAUGAUUUCUUUUGAAAAACAUUUAAAACAUUCAAUUCGAGAGUAGGAGUUGUGAGUCUUUGAGUAAAAUGUAUAUUCUCUUGCUUUUAAAUGAUGAGAACGCCAAUCGUUGUUAAUUAUUGUGUUUCUAAUAGCUUUUUAAAAGCAAGAGAGAGAGAUUUAUCCAUUGGCAGUGGUGGAAUUGAACAGUCCAUUAAUGCAUAGCUAACCAAAUAAAAAUCCCCACCCACUAAUAGUGGUAUAUUUUUAAACUGACUUAGCAUCACAUUAAUUGUGGACAGGAAACUAGCCUGUCCCAGAUUUGGGACAUACAAAUUCACCAAAAUAAUUUUGUUAUUUUCCAGUUCUCCUGAGACUAUCACCCAUUUUUUCCUCCUUAUCUAUGAUCACAUCCAAAACAGUAAACACAUUUUUUUUAGAAAUAAGAAUACAAACCCCUUUUGAGGCACUUGUCCUUGGAGAAAAGAAAAUCUGUCCCACCCAGCGUUGUUUUAACUUUAAAGAUUCCUCUUUGGAAAGAUGAGUUUCUUGUAGCAUUGCUAUGUCACAUUCAAGAGUUUUUAGUGGGAAAAGACCUUAAAUCUUUUCACUGGGUUUUGUAUUCCAUUUAUAUUUCAAGAAAUUACUUUAAUUUUGUUCAUAUCCAUUAAGAAUAUUUAAUAGAAGAGAACCCCUUUUGGUGUAACUAGGGAGCAUGCACUACAGAGAAAAGAGGGAAAACUUACAAAAACCCAUAAAACAAAAAUAACACAUUGACAACACAGAUAAUCCACAAAAGGUAGAUUAGAAAUAAUUAACAAUAAGAUGAAAGUCCAAAUCAUCUUAAAUCCGUGAUAGCCGGGUGUAGGUGCAGUAUGAUUGAUAACCAGACCAUGUCCGCUUCAAUUAGUAGGAUUUUAUACAAGGGAGACCCUGCAAAAAUCAAAUUAAUUAGGCUAUGCCUGAAUGAGAAAUCUCUACAAUCUUUAUUAUCCAAAACAGUCAAAUUGCUGAGAGAGGACUUAAGUUAAAUGUAUUUCUCGGUUUGUAUGUUUCUUGACAUUAAACGGUCAAACCCACAAACAAAAAGACAAAAAAAAAGUCCCCACAAUUUGUUUAUAAUGUGUGGGUGACCCCCGUUUGACUACAGAUAUUAAAAUAAUCGAAGUCACACAAUAUCUGUGUAUUAUAACAAUAAAUCAAAAGAAGAGAUCACCAUUCUCAGUAUCAUGAACUCACAAAGUCAUCCCAGGCUGGUUUCUGGUGCACUGGUACAGGGGCUGUGCAGCCUCUUCUGCAGCUCUCUCUGUGCCAGAUUAGGGUUGUUGUAGGUAAACUUUUCACCAUCUAUGGUUACUACAAGGUGGGCAGUUUGGCCUUCCCAGGAGAGAGGUUUUCCUUUCUUCACUGCAGCAAGGAUCUUCUGCUUAUCACCCCAUCUGAGUAGACAGACCACGAUGUUGCGAGGGUGGAUGCCCUUGGUCUGGCUGCGGCCGAAAAGCUCGGUGGGCCCGGUCCACUUCAGGUGCUGGUUCGCUCCCUCCCAGUAUGAGUUGAAAUACACGGCCCAGCAUCCCCAUCAGGUCAUAUGCUUAAGCUCCUUCUCUCAGGCCUAUUAUUCUGAUGUUAUUUCUCCUACUGCGUGAUUCAAGGUCGUCAACAUUCCCUUUUUUAAAAGUCCUCCUCUAAACUGUUAAUGGGCUGUUCCUCAUUGUUCAACGCCAUGUUCACCUGUCCGUGGUCACGUUACUUCCCUCAUCCCCCUUUUCACAUCUUUGGUACAAAACAAUUUGGGGGCUCGUCCGGGAUAUUUUAAGUAAACAGUUGAGAGGGAAAUUAAUCUGUGGUAUAAGUGAGGUUUUCUUUUGUAUUGUGUUCCUUUUUUCUUAGUUACAUGCGUAAGUAUUGAUGUCUGCUUGCCAGGUUGACUAACCUUUACUGUGCAUUAACAGCUUCCUCAGGUGAGUUAGGGGAGUGUCUACAGUAGUUGAGUGGUGAAAAAAAAAAUUCUGGGGGGAUGGUGGAUUUUAUUGUUUGGGCAAAUAUUUUGUUCUCAUGACAGUGCACAUGGUGGGAAACCAACUAUGUACCCAUUUUAUUGUUACUUAAGCACAAAGAUAAUUAUUAUAUUACAUAAUCCCUCAGAUUGAGCUGUCCAUGUUGUUUGGUGCAAUAGCAUCACCACCUCACUCACAGAUGUCAUCUUUUUAGAAAAAGGAAAAAAAAAAAAGUCAUUUUCACAUGUGCCACCUCACCCAGAGUAUUUUACUAAAUAGCACAGCCCCCUGUCACUGGGUUCUUGCUCAAACAAUCACAAUACAGUGGAAAAACACAGGCGUAGCAGAAAACACAGUGAUGGUAAUAAGAUUUAUUUACAGCCAGCCUUCCAAGGUGCAGUGCAAAAUUUUUUGCAAAAGUGCAAAAAAAAGGAUCAAAUAUUAUUUAUAAAUAUGUACAAGGCAAAAAAGAAAAUGCCAACAAGGCAGGCUUUCCACUAUAACUCAAAAUUCUCACUCAAGAGAAAAAACAGAAACACAGCAGCACUACAAAAGUCAGUUACCUUACAAACAACAAACUCCAGACUCAAAGAAAGGCUCAGGCAGCUUUCUUUUAACCCCCACAGCCCCUCCCAGUGGGGGUUAUCAAUUACAUAAGUUUGAAAAAACAUAUUUAUUCACAUCUAAACCAUUUUCACCAUUUUUAACUUUUAGACCUUUUUCUGUAAGUUUUUGCCAUUGUUUUUUUACAAGUUUUUACACAAAUCAAUGAAGCAUUAUUUUUUAGGGAUUCAAAUCAUGGGCUCUGUUUCCUCAUUUGGAAACAUGACCCGGCAUGAUGGCUGAAAUGGAUGCCCAGGCAAGUACGUGGAAGGAUGAAUAUUUAUGUGAAUGUAUGUUUAAGUUUACUGAUGGAGCUCCAAGUGUGCAACCUUGGUUACCCUAUCUAACAGAGAAAAGGGAACGUAGCGCAGUUUAGUGGGUAAUUAGUGAUGCUGACGGAGAGGGAAAUGUUUGGCGUGUGUGUGUGUGCGUGCGUGUGUGUGGCUUCAUGUGCUGUCCACUGUCAGUAGGGACAACGCUCCGUCACACCUGCUAAACUUAAUAGUUUCAAGUUUAUUUGAAAAACAUCAUUGCAUAACAAUAUGAAUUAUGAUGUUUCUUACAUUUUAAAAUACAAGAGGACCGCUCAAUUCAUUAAGAAAAACAAAACAAAAAUCAACUGUCAACACAUCUAAAAAGCUUUCUAUUACUUCUGGUACAGCUUGUAGGCUCUUGGGAGGAACAACAUCUGAUGUCUUUUUGUGUGACUCCCAGGUUGUGUGAGUGUCCUCCCAUUUCUCAAUGUGUAGCGGCUUGAAUUUGUAGACAGGCUCUGGAUCAUUGGACUGGUCCUAUCUUUCAGCAGCCGAUUGAACUCCCUCAGGAUAACCUCCUCUCGCCUUGCCUCCAGAGUGGGAAAGGAGUCAGUUGGUAUCCCAAUGAUGCGGCAGCACCGUCUCUGCAGACUUUCCAGUUCCUGGAUCAGGUGUUUUGAUAGGCCGGCCCAGACAGGUGAAGCAUAUUCCAGUACUGGUCUGAUGAAGGUCACAUAUACCUGGGUCAGCACAUCUGGGGGAGCUGUGCCCGUUUGGCCACACUCAGAUAAUGAACCCGUGGCUGAACCUUCUUCAGCAUAGACUGAACUUGUGCAUCCCAUCUCAGGUCAGAGGACAACUGGAUUCCAAGGAGCUUGAAUGUAUCCACCCUCUCUACAGCCUGGUUGUUCAAAACUAUAGGAGGGGGAAUUGAUCUAUUUUGAGGCUCCCUGAAACUAAUAACCAUGUCCUUAGUCUUCCCAGCAUUGGCUGCAAGGCAGUAGGUCUGGCCCCAGGCUGUAACUGCGUCAACAGCUGCUUGCAUCUGGCCCGGCAGGGAUCCCAUGAGAUGUUUGCUGAGAGUCAAAUCAUCUGCAUAUUUGACUGGUUCGACACUGGUUGGUAAAAACUGAUCAAGAGAGUUCAUGCAGAGAACAAACAGGAGAGGGGAUAGAACCCCACCUUGAGGAACACCAGCUAAAACUACCUGCGGCUUGGAGAGAUGGUUUCCCCAUUUGACGGUUUGCCUCCUAUCCUCCAGAUAGCUGCUCACUGUUUGCCAGAUGUUCUUCGUUACUCCAAGCAUUUUCAGUGAAUGAAGGAGAUGACCAUGGCUGAUUGUGUCAAAAGCACGGUUAAAGUCAAUGAAUGUGACAUGCACAUCACAUCUCUCAUCCAUCACAUCUUAUGCCAGCUCUGCAGAAUGUGCAAUAAUGCUGACACAGUGGAUCUGUUCUUCAUAAACCCAUGCUGUGAAUUAAGUAUAGAUUUUUCAGUUUCCUGCAGAAGUUGGUCCUUAGGAUUCCCUCGAAUACUUUGCCGACACAGCUCAGAAGAGAGAUCUGUCGAUAGUCCUGUGGGAAUCGUGGUUUACUGCACUUAGGAACUGCACAGACUAAAGAGUCUUUCCACUGGGUAGGGAAACAUCCUUCUUUCAGACAAGCAUUAAACAGAUGAGUCAGCACUGGAGCGAGCUCUUCAUUGAAGGUCUUAAGAAUCCAGGCAGGGAUGCCGUCCUUCCCAGCUGCCUUUUUCCCAUCAACUUUACGAAGAAGCAUCUUCACCUGCCCAAUGCUGUAAGUGACAUUAGUAGUUAUACUGGGUAGAUUGCUGCCAUCAUCGACCAGGAGGGGGCGAGGUUUUAUAGUCUCCCACACAGAGGAGAAGUGGAGACUCAGAGUUUCACAUUCCUGACCAGUCUUUGUGUGUUCAACCUGGGAUUCUGCAGCUCCCAUCAACCUUUUGAUGGACUUGAACCAGUUGCCACUGUCGUUGUCCCUGAGAUGAGAGACUUCGUCGUCAUAGUACCUCUUCUUUGCAUUCUUGCAUUAAUAAUUGCCGUAAUAUUUCUAAUUUUAAAAUAGUUGUAAUAUUUAGAUAUUUCUUGACAAAAAUGGCUCAAGGGAUGGAAAGUCGGAAUGACCGUUUUAGGAGGGGAAUGAUUUUGACCAUUUUCAGGGGGGAUGCCAUCCCCCCUCAUCCCCCCCAACUCAAGUACUGAGUGUCUAGGGGGGCUGAAUAAGCCUUUCCAACAGGCACUCAUUUAUUGUUUGGCCUUUUUUUAUUUUUGGAGUAAUCCUGGGUGGAGAUUUAAAUCUCUAAAGGGGGCUAGCGUUUCACAUUUUGAACGCUGAUGUGUUGCCUGUAACUCACCUCGAGCCUGGCAUGCUCCAGAAGAUAGGUAGGUAGAGUUCAAUUAGGCAGGUUCUGAGGAGGUUUGUUGUUGGUAGGGUUAGAUUGUGCUCAAUUUGUUUGGUGGGUGGCACUGUUGUGUAGUGGUUAGCACUAUUGCCUAACAGCAAGAAGGUCCUGGGUUCAAAUCCGGGUCAGGGCGUUUCUGUGCAGAGUUUGCAUGUUCUCCCUGUGUCUGUGUGGGUUUACUCUGGGUACUCCAUUGUCUUCCCACAUCCCAAAAACAUGCAGAAGUGUGGUUAGGUUAAUUGGCCACUGUCAAAUUGUCUGUAGGUGUUUGUCUCUGUAUGUCAGCCCUGUGAUGAACUGGUGACUUGUCCAGGGUGUCCCCUGCCUUUGCCUGAAGAUGCUGGGAUAGGCUCGCGACCCCGGGAACGGGAAUAAGCGGUAGAAAAAUCUUAUGUGUACAUAUACAUUUACACAUAAGACAUUAACCUUAUGUGUUGUCACCGGUGGAUGUGAUUCAGUAGUGGUAGCAUUGGUUUACUUUGCUUAGUGUUGCGAGGCUAUUUUUGGUUGUGCUGUAUUUCUUGUUUUUCUCUUUUACAAUGGCAGCUUUUGAUGUAACUGUGUUUGUAUCAAAUCCAACACUGACAGUUUGACAAGUAUAAAAGAGUGAUAUUCCUGUGUCCAGUUCUCGUGUUAAAGCUGAAUUGAAGGAUGUUCUUUUGGAAAGCUUAAUGAAUAAAGGCAUCUUUAGUUUACCUGUAUCAGGUGACACAGGGUUAGCAGCUGUGUUCUCUGCUGAGGAACACUCUGAUCCUGGAGGAGAUGGAGGGGAUGAAUGAGCCUCCUGUUGGUUUGGCUCCUGUUGUACAAAGUGGUAAGGCUGAGGAAAAGCCGUUAACUUUUCCGCCGUUUGUUCCUUUCUCAGCAGAGUCAACACCUGGCUCUUGGCUCGAUGCCUGGUUGAAAGUACGGUUAGCUCAUCUUCAAAUGGAGAAAGAGGAUCGGGAGUUCCAGCUCCGAAGAGAGCUAGAAAUGAAAAAACUGUGAUUGUACUGCGGUAGUUAAGGUCCUUACACACCAGGCGCGAAUUCGCUAGGCGAAUUAUUCGCCUUUUUUUAAAACAGCAUAAAGUCAAUGGAAGCUUCCACACCGGCGACGAUUUUCCCGGGGGACGAAAAGCCGCUUUUAUUUUUUCGCUCUUGUGUCGAAUUUUUCGGAUAUUCGCAGGCGAAUAUCUGGACCUGCUAGACCUCUGGCCAAUCAAAAGUCAUGUUGUUGAUGACGUCACAGACCCAUAUGGCUAGAGGAGAGGGAUAAGUUUGAGAUUAUGAAAACGCAGAGAAAGACAGCUGAGGUGCAUCCAAAACUCUUUCUAAUUACUAAAGAAGUAGUUUUCUCACAAGAUGACACUCUCUUGUCUUCCUUAGGAGACCGAUGUCAUGCACACUUCACAGGGUGACCGCCUCAUCAUGCCUGAUUCUCCCUCUUAGCUGUUUGAUAUACCGAUGAUCUGCAGCUACAGGGCCAACAGAAUGACCAGACAACUUGAAGGAUCUCUGCUCAGCCCUCGCCUCUCCUGGCUGCUGCGGCGUCUCUCACAGCUUUUCCUCCUCUUUCUCCCUCGCUCAUAAUGCUAGACAUGUCAAUCAGCAGCCGUUCACACGACACACACCACCACUGGCACCAAGAGCAACGAUGGGAGAGAGGCCGGUAAUUGCGGUACAGGACCACCCCGCAUCUCCUCUCCUCCGUGCCGCAAAGCGACUUUAUUAAUUCGCUUUUGCUAUUUGAAACUUAAAAAAAAAAAAAAAUUAAUAUUAUUGUAACUGAACAUUUGAGCAGCAACCUGGCUUUUGUGUACUUGUUUGCUCUGUCAGUUCAAAUGCUCCAUUCUCAAAAUAAAGAGGUGGAAAUUAAAAA